This is a messenger RNA of Harmonia axyridis, 68152 nucleotides long. RefSeq names its product titin. The record is from RefSeq and is a predicted model, not a curated record. Bases 225 to 67634 code for a protein of 22469 amino acids. The transcript has 57 exons. NCBI's taxonomy places the organism in Eukaryota, Metazoa, Arthropoda, Insecta, Coleoptera, Coccinellidae. Gene Ontology annotation, molecular function: protein binding; DNA binding.
CCUUUGUCAACUACAUCAAAACAUCCAUCAGGAAAAAGGCAGGCUUGUGACGUUGGGUGUACCAAUAAAUUUAUUUCAAAGAAACUGAAAUCCCGCUUUACUGAUGUACUCCACAAUUCUAAAUUUGAGGAGCGUUCUGUGAAAUUCACGUUGUGGUGGGGCUUGCGUCAGACGACAGUGUGCCUUAAGAUAGAUUUGGGGAACAUCAUAAGUCCAGUAAAAGAAUGCCACUAGGGGUAUCUCGAGAUGGUAAACCAGUACCCCAUUCAACCGACGCAGAAGGAACUGAACAACCAAACCCGACAGAAGUAUCGGAAAAUCUUCAGGUUGGAGAUGGUCCCUCUAUAACAGUUAGUGAUCAUGCAGAGUCAGAUAUAGAGAAUAAACACCUCCGUUUUGAUGAUCUCAAAUCGGACGAUGAAUUUCAUACUGCUUCAGAAUGUACCCUACGUCAUUCCUGUUCUUCGGCCUACGACUCCGCGUCAGAAUGUGAAGCUCGGUACUCCCCCUGGUGGGAAUAUGACAAAAACCUGAACGAAGACAUCUCCAAGGAAAAAAUGGUGCUGGCUGUCGGCUGUCCACAAUUACCACUCCCUGAAGAAGUCCUCAAGCCUUCUCCUGUGGUUCCCCCGGGUAAGAUUGUCCACGAGGUGAUAGAGACCACCCAUAUCCGAGUGCAGCAUUCUCAUACUCUUGGAGUGAAGUCGUUCGUUCUGUCUUCCGAAACAGUUAGGGAUAAGAAGAACGAGGGACUCGACACGACGGAAGAAGUGAUUACCAUCACUAAUAAUGUCGAAGAGUGCGGUAAUUGGCUUCAACUGAAGAUACUAGAGAUCACCCCUGAACUGACGAAACUAGGAGCAACGCUAGAAGAAGCUUUGGAAUUGCAGAAAGCUCACGAUGAAGUGCUACGACAAUUACAGAAUAAACAAAGUCCUGUGGAAGAACUUUUACGCCAAGCAGAUCAGCUCAUCGCCACGCAGAAACCAAGGGCGGAAGUGUACGCCGCCAUGGCCGAAACCUUGGGAAGAGCUUGGAGAGACAUAAAUUACAGUCUAGACUUGAGGAAACACAUUCUCGACUUGAACGUUCAGUAUCACAUAAAAGCGACUGAGUUCUUCGAUAAAAUCAAGAACUUAGAAGAAUCUUGCACCGAUAGAGUCGUGCCAAUUGAAAUCGAUGCGGUGAAGCAAUUUCUAACGAUGAUUCACGACCUCAGGAGGACCCUACUGGAAUCUCUGAUGAGCGCUCUGCAGGCGGGAAACUCACUUUUGGGAAAACUCAAGGCGCUGGGUGCAGAAGGCACACUCGAUUCUCGACCCGAUAAUAUUCGACAAUCGAUUAAUAAAGCUUUAUCCCAAGUCCAAACUUGGUUAGACGAUCUACAUGUCAAAAGACAAGAUGUAGAAGCUGUGUUCAACAAGAGAAAAUUGCAACUAGAGCAAUGCUUAGCUUUGGCUAUAUUAGCCGCAGAUUUGAGAGAACUAGAAGAUUGUGUCAAUAACUGCAGAAACAGAUUAUCUAACGCUGAUCAACUAGGAGAUUCUGCUUCUAGCACCGAACUUCUAUUGCACGAAAACAAGAAGCUACUGCCGGAAGCGCAGAUUUUACAAGAAAAGGCACUCAAAAUAACCAAAGCCACUGAACAGUUACUGGCGUCUGGAUGUUUUGCUGGGGAAGAAGCAGCUAAACAGUCCUAUGCCAUUCUUUCGCUGACAUCUGAUUACAUGACUGAAUUACAAAAUAGAAAUAGCUUACUGGAGAGGGUGAUGUCGUUCUUCAAAUCGGCUCAGUCAGCCUUCAACAACCUCGACCAACUCGAAAUUCAACUGACGAGUUCGAACUUGAAACCAACCUCACCUCACCUUACUCAACUGCACGCUGACUGUUCGAAGGCCAUCGAAGAAAUAACCGCUGGACCCAUAGCUGAGGGCUACGCUAUACUUCAGUCUGUUGGAAGAGGAUCAACAGGAACAGACGGUGUUAAGCGAGCCGUGGAAGAUCUGGAAAAUGUCAAGAUCAGGCUGGAUGCCUUGUGUGUUGCACAUCGCGAAGAAAACCAGAGGAUAAAUAGGGCUCUCGAUAAUUUCCUCGAAUCCUAUAGCUCUAUCCAACUUUGGCUUUCUAGUAUAGCUGAAGCUUUUCUUCGCAGUCAUCAGAAUAUGGGAACGGAUCUCACAACGGCGAAUGAUUUUAUGGAUUUGCACAGGAAGCUGCUAACUGAUCUUCAGGAUAAGGGCAAUGAAAUCAACAGCCUCCUACUCACGCUUCCUCCUAUCGUCCAAUAUCUGGACGAUGACAGACGUAAAGACGUCGAUGGUAAAGUAGAAGAACUACACGAGCGCUGGACCAACCUCAAAAAUAUCCUAAAGAAUCGUCUUGAUUUGGGCAGGAUCUAUGUGAAAUUUCACACUGAAGCUGGCAUACUGAAUGAAGAGGUCGAUAGACUUGAAGCAGAAUUGAGAUCGAAAGGAGAAGAUAUCGACGACGAUACACUGAAGAAUUUGGAGAUCAAAUGGGAAACUUUGGAACCACUAUAUCAGUCAGCCAAGAAUACUGGACUCACAUUCAUAAGCGAUGCAAAGAAGGUAUCCGAACCACAUCUAGAUACGAAUCGUGCAUGUGCUUGUGUCGAGGCUGUGCUGGAUACUCUUUCUGGAAGGCAACUCCAAGUGACACGAACCUGGCAAACCAUCCAGGCUGAUGUUACCGAAAAACGGGAAUUGUUGACGAAGCUGGAAGAGACCAUAAUGGAGAGCACGAGAACUAUAAACUGGGUGACAAAACUCGAGGCACAACUGUACCCGAUCAUAACGACAAGCUCAGACAAUGCCAAAGACAUAGCUUCGUACAUCAGCAACAAAUUGGAAACCAUUCUUCCUGAUAUACGUCGAGCUCAAAAUGAAGUUGAACAAAAAAUCAGUGCUGCAGAAACACUGAUAAUUAAGACUAAAACUACAGAUGAAAGAGCUUUGAAUGUAAAGAAUAGGUUGAGUGAAUUGAACUCAAAAUUGAUGGAUAUAACGACUGAUUACCAGGUAUUGCUACACGAUCUGGUAACUUAUUUCAGUAGUAUCCACGAUUUCCAAAAGGAUAUCCAAAAGGUAAAUGAUCAGACAGCAAAUACCAUAGAGAUAACGGAUUUCAAUAAAAUCAAAUUCCUGAUGGCUGAACACGAAGCAUCUGUCCAAAUGAUCAACCAGAAAUUGAAGCGCCUUUUGGAUAGAUGUGAUGAGAUGACGAGAAAAAUUUUAAAACAGGAACCACCUAGCGCAGCAAGCCAUGAUAUCGAUAAACUCAGACGCACACUAGAAUUGAAUAGAACAUCAUGGGAGUUGCAGAAUCAACGCAUUCGUGAAAUAUUCGACAGGCAGUACACAUUCUGUCAAUUCGAUGAGGACCUUAAUAGUAUAAACAGGAGUAUAAGCAAUCUAGAACAGCAAAAUCAAGAACUUAAGAAUAGAUAUGGCAAAUCUUUGGAUGAAGCCAGAUCUUCAUCUUUGGCGUAUGCCAAUUUCGAAAGAACAAUUCAAGAUUUAGACAAGAAGAUACGCGAAUUCAUAGCCUAUGGGGAAAGAUUGAUGUCAGAAAAUCAUAGUCAUUCGCCACUUAUUGAGAAACAUAUAAAGGAGCUACAAAAUAGGUGGAAUAAUUUCCAAACACAAAUUCUGCAAAUCCGCCGUUCGAUAGAUUUGAGUAUUCAAUACUUCCAGUUGAUUCAAGAGGCUGAUCAGUGGUUCAAGGAAGGCAACAGAUUACUGGUAUCUAUAGCCCGAAGGUCAACACUAGUUAAACGACCAGAAGAAGCUGAGGAGCUACUCAGAGAAAUAUCGACAUUCCUAAGGCCAGGCGAAGAUAAACAAAAUGAAAGAAUUAGGAAGAUUACUGAAUUAGCAGAAGAAAUAUAUGGAGAUCAGCUGCCCACUCAACUAAACCACGUUGUUGAUGAAAGCAGAGAAAUGAUCAAAUCUUUCAGUAUCAUCCGAGAAGAACUAGAUACACUCAGCAGGAAUUUAGUUAGAGCCGAACAAGAGAAAAUUCGUCUGCAAAAAGAACAAGAAGAAGCCGCUGCAAGAGCCAAAGCUUUGGCACUUGAAGAAGCUAGAAUUGCCGCUGAAAGACAAAGGAUUGCAUUGGAAGAGGCCCGAAGAAAAGCAUUAGAAGAAGAAGAAGCAAGGAGAAAAGCCUUGGAAGAAGAAGCGAGGAGAAGGGCUUUGGAAGAAGAAGCAAGGAGAAAGGCAUUGGAAGAAGAAGCUAGGAGAAAGGCCUUGGAAGAAGAAGCGAGGAAAAAGGCCUUGGAAGAAGAAGCGAGGAGAAAGGCCUUGGAAGAAGAAGAGAGAAGAAAGGCCUUGGAAGAAGAAGCGAGGAGAAGGGCUUUGGAAGAAGAAGCAAGGAGAAAAGCAUUGGAAGAAGAAGCGAGGAGAAGAGCAUUGGAGGAAGAAGCGAGGAGAAAGGCUUUGGAAGAAGAAGCGAGGAGAAAGGCCUUUGAAGAAGAAGCUAGGAGAAGGGCAUUAGAAGAGGAAGCGAAAAAGAAGUUAUUAGAAGAAGAAUCGGGGAGAAUCGAGUUGGAAAAGCAAAAGAGGGCAGCUUUGGAGGCAGAAAAUGAAAGGUUUGCCGUAGAAAGAAGUAUGAAUUUGUUGAAACAAAAUGCUUCAAUCCAAAAACGAGAAGUUGAAUUCAGAACCCAAAUUAUUCAAGAAGUUCAAUCCUCUGAAAAUUUGGUAGAAGUGAUGGAAGUACCAAGAUUCAUUACACCAUUAGCUGAUGCUGUUAUUCAAGAAGGAUCCAAAUUCUCCUUCAUCUGCCAGGUCUGGGGCAAUCCAACACCAACCAUUACCUGGUAUAAAGCUGGGGUACCGAUCCAAAAUAAUCCAGAUUACCAAACUAGCUAUGACCAGGGAGUUUGUAAACUGACAAUAGAGGAAACUUUCAGCGAUGAUUCAGCUAGAUAUACUUGCAAAGCUACCAACCCAGGUGGUAUUGCGGAGACGAGUGCGUUUUUAUCAGUGAAAGAGACAGAGCCACAAGACCAACUCCUUCCACCUUCUUUCGUGAGGCUAUUAGAACCAGCUUCCAUCAAAGAGGGAACUUCCUUCGAGUUUCAUUGCAAAGUGGAAGGAAAUCCCCUGCCUAAUGUCCAAUGGUACAAGAAUCAAGAUUGUGUCGACUAUGCCCCAGGAUAUCAAAUAACUUAUAAUAAUGGGGAUGCUAUCUUAAGAAUCGAAAGGGUCGAAUUGAAAGAUAAAGCGGAAUACACUUGUAAAGCAUCGAAUCAGCUUGGAACUGCCCAGUCAACCGCAAAUCUUAUUGUGACUCCUAUGAUUCCUACACAACCUCCAUCAAUACUGGUGCCACUUUCUAAUGUAAUGGCUAGGGCUGGACAGAAAAUCAAAUUGGAUUGUGAAGUAACAGGUCUUCCAACCCCAGAAAUUGUUUGGUACCAGAAUGGAUUUCCUUUAAAAGAAACACGUGAACUCAAGCUACAACGCGAAGGUGACAGGGCGACACUAGUUAUUUACGAAGCAUUCCCAAAAGACGCCGGCAACUACCAAGUGACCGCGACUAACGUGGCCGGAGAAGCUACCAGCGUUUGCAGCGUUUCUGUGAAAGGCCGCCUUCCCAAUGAAACCUCAGAUUCGGAGAUCGCCAGCGACAUGGAGCCCGUGAAACCCUCGAUCCAGUUGCCGUUGACCGACGUGACGGUCGCCGAAGGCAGCAGAGUGAGGUUAGAUUGUGUAAUAGUUGGCCAGCCUGAGCCGGAAGUCAUUUGGUACCACGACAACAGACCCGUCAAGGAGUCUUCAGAUUUCCAGCUACUCUUCCAAGGAGACAGAUGUUCCCUGGUGAUCCAACAGGCGUUUUCUGAAGACGCUGGGGAUUACAGGGUGGUAGCAUUGAACUCAGCCGGUGAAGCUUCCAGUAGAUGCUGUUUAUUCGUCAAACCAACUGAAACAGCGCCAACUGCCGGUUCUGAAACUGAGAUGGAUAAACCCGUAGGCCAUCCUCCCAAAUUCAACACGUUGCUGACUGAUAUUCUGGUGUCUGAGGGUGACGAAGUUAAGUUUGAAGGUAAUGUGAGCGGACAGCCCACACCUGAAAUAAAAUGGCUGUUGAACAAUCUACCGAUAACACUCAGUGAUAACGUGCAAGUGUCUCAUGGUGAAGACGGCAACAUCAAACUGGAAAUCAAACAAGUGCAACCGCAAGACAAAGGUGUUUACACAGUGAAAGCGGUGAACGAGCACGGUGAAGCCAAAUGCUUUGCACAGUUGAUAGUCAAAUCAUCCAAAGUUCCGGAAACGGUGAAGUACGAAGAAGUGAAAACACCGCCAGUAUUCACGGAAAUGUUCAACGAUAAAACGGCGUUUGAAAACAGCGCGACCAAGUUCGAGUGCAUCGUUACAGGAAAGCCCAAACCAAAAGUGAAAUGGCUGUUCAGAGGAGAACCACUGAGCGGUAACAACUUCUUGGUUUCAACAUCAGGCGAUUGGCAGGUUUUAUCCAUACCAAAUAUCACUAGAGAUACUGAGGGAUCCAUCACGUGCGUUGCUGAGAAUGAAGUGGGAACAGCUAGUUGCGCUGCAAGAUUGACCGUCCAUUCCCUGUCGACGAUAACACUUCCGGAUCAAAUGAAUGUUGAUCAUUUCACAGAUUCUUCGUUUUCGAUCAAGAGGGAAGUCCAUACUGAAUCUUCUACGAAAAUGUCCAGCAGUGUUAUGUCAUCGGGUAUAGAUUUACCACAACCUCAAACUAAAAUACAUAGUUUUAGUUCUCACAGUGAAAAAACCUUCAGGCAGUUGAACCAAGAAAAGCCAGAGAUAUCGGAAUCACAGAAUGUCGAAGAAUAUUUACAGUUGGACAAUAAUCAGCCGAUCAUUCAUGAGAAAUCAUCCUCCACAUUUUCCAAUAUUCAGUCACAAUCUGAACCGAAAUCUAUUCUACCUUCCUUCAAAGUUAUUGGAAAAACAAGAGCGCCAAAGUUCACGACGCCGGUCAUCGGAAAAAUCGUGGAUCAGAAUACAACAGUUGUUUUAGAAGGAAUCAUAGAUGGACAGCCUACACCUACGGUCACUUGGACCAAAAAUGGCAAGGAAAUAAACUUUUCCGAUAAGAUUUCGGCCACAUGGGAAUUCAAUAAGGCUUCUCUAGAAAUAAAAGAUACCAAUUCCAAUGACGCAGGACGAUAUACCUGCACGGCAAUGAAUGAAGCUGGAACAGCGAUCAGCACAGCAGAUUUGGUAGUCAGAAAAACCAUAUUCCCUCCAGUUUUUGGUAGGAGACUUCAGGCUCAAGUUAUAAAAAAAGGAGACAGGAUUAUCAUGGAAGUUGAGGUCACUGGUACACCUGAACCAUCGAUAACGUGGUUCAAGGAUUCAAUUCCAGUGGAGCAAGCUUUGAAAGAGAACUACAGACUGAAAAGUUGUGGAAAUUCUUAUACUUUAAUAAUCGAAAAAGCCGAUCUCAAGCAUAGUGGAAGAUUUAUGGUGAGAGCAUUAAAUUCUGGCGGAGAAGCACAAAGCAUAGCAGACAUUGCCGUUUUCGAACCAACACCGGACACUAUGGUGGAAGUUGUGAAAACUGUUGUUUUCGAAGAUGUUCGCAAGCAUGAAACACUGGAACUGACAGCCACCCCCAUAAUAACGAACGUAUCGACCGAAAAACGAGAUGAAUCGUACGAGAUCCAGCGAAAGAUGGAGCACCAUUCCCGCGUCCAACACCAAUCGAGGUCCAAAACGACAAAAUGCGCACCGCCACCCAGUCCUUCCAAAUUCGUCAAGGGCGAAUUCAGGGAAAGUGAUUACGAGAGCGACUAUGACAAACCCAUACCAAAAAUUUGGAAACCCGGCGGUCCGGAAGACACACCAAACUUCAGGCCAGUAAGACCAGUAUUGACGCCUUCCGGUAGACAUUCGCAAGUAGGUAAGACCCCACCACCUCCAACGGAAUUCGAAGAACCGCUGAAGACGGUAGGACCUCUACGUCCGAAAUUCGAGCCGAUCGAGAAGCCGGUCGAGAUCUCGAAGCCUGAAAGCAAAUCGGUAAUAUUCAAGCCCAAACCCAUAACUGCCACUCAAACAACGGACAUAACACGUUACGUGCCACUAAGGCCAGGUACACCACCUGAAAUGGCCUACGCCUCUUCUCCGCAAGCAGUCCAAUACUACCGAUCGACCACAAGCAUGCCUUACCACAACGCCAUCCAAACAGAGACCUCCAACAAGGUCCAUUUCAAAGAGUCCAGCGAGAGAUGCCACCGUACCGUUAGCGUGGAACAAAGCACCAAAGUGAUCAAGUUUGGCGAAAAACAAACUGGGGUUAAGAUAGAGCCUUAUUCGGAAACGAAGAGAAUUAGAGGUCCACCUCCCACCACUCCUAAGAAAUUCGUACCUGGAGAUUUCAGGGAGAGUGAUUACGAGAGUGACGUCGAGAAUGUGAAGAUCAAACCGAAAUGGGCACCUUGCGGCAGUGAUACCGAGGACCUCCAUUAUAGGCCUGUGAGGCCUCCAUCGUCAGCUUCGCGUUCCUCCAGCGUACCUCCGAAAGAGCGUGUUGUAACCCCGAUGGAGUUCGACAAGUAUCCCUACAAACCUACGGACGCAACAGAUGGGGAGAUUAAGAGUUCGUUCAACAAAUUCUCUUCGGCGAGUAGUAAUCAGCUGACAACUAGAAGUAGAUCGUACGAACCUUCGAUGAAGAAGAUCGACAUACAGCCCGGUUCUCCACCAGAGUACGGUUUCAUUUCGGAUCCCAAAUUCAAGUCCAAAGCGACAUCUAUCGCUUCCCACCACAUGGACAGUAUGACGCAGGAGUUCAAGUCGAAGACGCAAAAGUUCGUGAAAGAUAUAAUGAACGACGUGGAGCAUAAAACGACACCGAAGAAAUCUAUUUUGAAGAACGGCGAAGAUAGGGAUGCGCAGGUUUACAGAGAAGAAACGAGAGCAGCACAAUAUGGAACUAAGCACGUAGACCCAGACACCGGUCUUAUAUACUUCAAGUAUGACUUUGGCUACGAAUUCGGAAUAGUACUCCCUGGUGAAAGUAAAAACGGGGGAAUACCAGAACGUCCCAAAACUAUAAUAGAGCCUCCCAAACGUACCAGGGAUAUCGAAAUGCCCGUGUAUCACGAGACCACCCAUCAGCCAAUGAAACAGCACCUCAAACCGAAAACCCAGAAGACCUCCAACAGAAACAUCAAAUGGGAACCGACUUCAGAAAGUGAACUGUCCGAAUAUGAAGGAAACGCGAAAAGAAGUCAAGGUUUGAGAUGGGAACCUUCUUCAUGUAGUCCUGUUUCUUUGUCGCCUAGUUUGCCUAGUACAUCACCCGCUUUCUAUAGUUGCUUAGCAGGUUCUGAAAAACAAAGGAUGACAGAUACUCCUCCGAGCUGUCCUGCCACCCCUGUCAAUGCCAGUAAAGGACCCCCUGGUCCUGUGAGAGCUCCAAUGUUCAUAACGCCCCUGAGAAACAUCGCAGUAGUGAGUGGACAAAAUGCCAAAUUUGAAUGUAUCGUUCAAGCAGAACCUCCUCCAAGUGUACUCUGGUCGAAGAAUGGUAGAAUCAUUGAAGACUCAAAUGAUUACCAGCUUCAUUAUAGGAAUGGAGUUUGCCGUUUAACGAUUUCCAAAGCAUAUCCAGAAGAUGCAGGAACUUAUACGUGCACUGCGAACAAUGUUGCUGGAACUGCGAGCACUACCGCCAUAUUGGAUGUCCCAGGUGUUCCAUCGCAUAUGUACGGAACGUACAGGUACAAAAACACAACAAGGAGUCUGUCCCCUGAAAUAGAAUUUUAUAGAAGACCUGAACCACCGGAAUUGUUCGAUUCUGUCGUGCAAGGAGCGCAUCAAGGAUACCAACAAAUAACCGGAUUCGGCCCUAAUGCCCAACCUCCAGUCUUCGAGAAGGUAUUCAGUAAUGCCCGUUUCGCACAAGGCGGUGUGGCAGCAUUCGAAGGCCGCGUGACCGGAAAACCACAGCCAACUGUGACUUGGACCCGCAACGAAGCCCCACUAGUCAAUUCAACCAAACAUAGAUUGUCCUACAACGAAACGACUGGAGACAUCACCCUCCAGAUACAUCAAAUCGGCCCUGGUGACGAGGGCGAAUACGUGUGCACCGCCAAAAACCAAUAUGGCGCCGCUAUAUGUUCCGUCUACAUCCAACCGGAAGGAGUGCAAAUGCCCCACGUACAAAGACAAGGAUACCAGAAGGUAGAAGAAACCACGACCUACACAAACGGACACUUUGUAGAAGACUUCAAAAUCGAUACGUUCGAGUAUAGAUUGCUUAGGGAAGUUUCGUUCAGGGAGUCCAUAACUAGACGAUACGUUAACGAAAAAGACUCGGUUAUGUCGACAACCAUAGAAAAAUCACUGGGACCACCAGCGCCACCUCAGAUAGCUCAGAAACCUAGAAAUUCGAAACUUCUCGAAGGUUCCGACGCUGUUUUUACCGCUAAGUUAUCUGGUAACCCAAGAUCGAGGAUCACUUGGUUCAAGAAUGGACAAAGGAUCACAGAAUCCCAAAAAUACGAAACGAAUUACUCAAACAAUCAAGCUUCAUUAAGAGUCAAACAGGCUCAAAGUCAAGAUUCGGGACACUACACGUUGCUCGCUGAGAAUCCUCAGGGUUGCGUGGUAUCCUCAGCCUUUUUAGCUAUUGAACCUGUAAAUACUCAAGAAGGCCUCAUUCAUGAAUCUUCCUUCAAACAACAAAUGACAGAAGUUGAGCAAACUGACGCUGGAAAAACUCUAGCACCCAAUUUCGUCAGAGUGUGCGGUGACAGAGAUGUUACAGAAGGAAAGAUGACUCGCUUCGAUUGUAGAGUAACUGGACGUCCCUACCCUGAAGUGACAUGGUAUAUAAAUGGGCGUCAAGUUGUAGACGACCAUAACCAUAAAAUAUUAGUGAACGAAUCUGGUAAUCACGCCUUGAUGAUCACCAACGUGAGCAGGAACGAUUCAGGAAUUGUCACCUGCAUCGCAAGAAACAAGACUGGAGAAACUUCAUUCCAGUGCAAUCUGAACGUGAUCGAGAAGGAACAAAUGGUGGCUCCAAAAUUCAUCGAGAGAUUCUCGACAAUGAACGUAAGAGAAGGGGAACACGUUGUUCUGCAAGCAAGGGCCGUAGGAACCCCUAUCCCCAAGAUAACGUGGCAAAAAGAUGGCGUUGCACUCGCCCCAGGGCCGAACAUCCGCAUAUCGAGCGAUGGAGGAGCUUCGGUUCUGGACAUCUCGAAUGUCAAGUUGACUGACGCCGCUUGGUAUCAGUGUACCGCUCAGAAUGUUGCCGGUUCGACUGCCACCCGCGCCAGGCUAUUUGUCGAAACGCCACAAGGACCAACCCCCGAACCAAGACGUCUGCACCUGCCUCGUCCAACGAAAGUCAUCGAACCUGAACCCGAACCUGGCCCAGAAGUGAUUUACCUCCGUCAUGUUGAACGUGCCAGACCUCACGCACCACCCUCAGAAGCUGACCGUGUUUAUCCACCGCCUCAGUUUAUAAUACCGCUGCGUGAUGCUGUACAAUUUGAAGGAGGUAAAGUCCAUUUCGAAGCUAGGAUAGAACCUGUUGGCGAUCCUUCCAUGAUCGUGGAAUGGUUCGUCAAUGGAAAACCCUUGGAAGCAAGCUCCAGAGCUACUUCCAUAUUCCGUUUCGGAUUUAUAGCACUAGAUCUGAUAAGCUUAGUAAUGAGAGAUAGUGGAGAAUACACCUGUAGAGUAACCAGUUCUACCGGAUGCGUAGAGUCCAGAGCUCUACUCUCUGUCAACCCUAGAGCUUCGAUAGAACAAACUAGUCAACAUCCGGAGAGUCUGCAGUACAUCCAGCAACUAGAAGACUACUCCAAAUUCCAGAGGAGCGAAAGCUACGACGAAACGGUUAACCAAAGACCACAUUUCAUCCGACCGCUCCAUGACCUUGGUGAGCUCCAGGAGGGUAGAAAUGCCCAUUUCGAAGCUCAGCUGACACCUGUCAGCGAUCCGACAAUGAAGGUGGAAUGGUAUAAAGAUGGAAGGCCGAUCACGGCCAGUUCACGAAUCAGUACGAUAUUCAACUUCGGCUACGUUUCUCUCAAUAUUUUGCACCUACGGGCCGAAGACGCGGGAUCUUACACUGUUCGUGCUGUUAACCGUUUGGGAGAAGCUAUAAGUACAGCUACUCUACAGGUCAUCGUCAGAUCCACUGUAACCGGAGAUUUGGGAAUCCCGGAACAACAAAGAUAUAUCGAACAAGUGGAGCAGUUGGAAGCUUACCAACAAAAGCAACAUCAAAAGUAUGUUCUGGAAACUCCAGAAUGUUUAGCUCCACCGGAAUUCAAAACUCCGAUAAAAGAUCAACACCAAAUACGUGAAGGAGGAUUCGCUCAUUUUGAAGCACGUUUGGAACCCGUAGGCGACUCGACCCUUAAGGUUGAAUGGCUUAGGGAUGGAAAAAUCAUCGAGGCUAGUUCAAGAAUAACUAGCUUUUUCAAUUUUGGAUACGUCGCUUUAACAAUCAAGGAUGUAACUGUACAUGAUGUAGGUAAUUAUACCUGUCGCGCAUACAACGCGAUUGGACAAGCUACCACUACAGCUCAGCUGAGUGUGGUCAGCAAGAAAGAUAUUGUCUUCGAUUCACAACACCCAGGAGGACUACAAAAAAUUCAACACUUAGAAGAUUCUAGCAGAUACUCCAGGAAAGAACAAGAAGAAGUAACUGUUACGCAAAAACCAAGAUUCAUGGGACCCCUUAAAGGCACCAACAAAAUUGUUGAAGGACAAAGAGCUCACUUUGAAGCUCGAGUAGAACCUCAAAACGACCUGACCAUGAAAAUUGAAUGGUACCAUAAUGGUAGACCUAUUCAAACUGCCAAUAGAAUACAGACAUAUUACGAUUUUGGAUAUGUAGCUCUUGAUAUUAUGAGUGUUAGGGCAGAUGAUGCAGGUACUUACACAGUAGUUGCAAGAAAUGCUUUGGGGGAAGCCCAAUUGUCAGCAUCAAUGGUCAUUGAAACUCGUGCAAGCAUCGACACAAGAAGUAUGCACAGGGGAACUUAUGAUAAAACCAAACACUUGGAGGAGUCCAAGUUUGUAGAGCCUCAAUAUCAAAUCGAAGAGAUCUCUAAAUCUAAACCGAUAUUUGUGGUACCACUCACAGAUCCACAGCCAGUGUCUGAAGGCAGAAAUGUCCACUUGGAAUGCCGGUUAGAACCUAUGGGAGAUCCGACCAUGAGAGUCGAAUGGUACUGCAACGGAAGGCCAAUCACUGUUGGAUCUAGAUUCCGAACCUACAACGAUUUUGGUUUCGUGGCACUCGACAUCGUUCAUGCUACUGCAGUCGAUUCGGGUGAAUAUACCGUAAGAGCCGUGAAUCACUUAGGUUCUGCUCAUACAUCAGCUUGCGUAAGAGUUAUAGGAAGAUCGGAUAUAAUCACAGAUACUCAGCAUGAACAAUCGUUGGAACAAAUUCAGUAUCUGGAAGAUUCAUCACGUUAUCGUAAACAGGUAACCGAAGACGUUCAAGUACUUCAAGCGCCUCAAUUCACUAGACCGUUGCAUAAUAUUGAAACGGUGGAAGGCACGAAUAUUCACAUGGAAUGUCGCCUCCAACCUAUUGGAGAUCCAACUAUGAAAGUAGACUGGUUCGUGAACGGUGUACCUGUAAAAACAGGACAUCGUUUCAGACCAGCCUAUGACUUUGAUUAUGUUGCCCUCGAUCUGCUCAGUGUAUACCCAGUAGAUUCUGGAGUUUACACUUGCCAGGCUAGGAAUCAAUUAGGAGAAGCAGUGACAUCUUGUUCUGUUAGAGUCAUUGCCAAAAAAGAUUUACUUCUUGAAUCGCAACAUCCUUCCGGCCUGGAGAAAAUUCAAUAUCUUGAAGAUUCUUCUAGAUACAAGAGAACUGAAUUCGUCGACGAACAGGUCACAACAAGGCCCAAAUUUAUCACAAAACCCAAAAGCUACGAUAACAUGUCUGAAGGUUCACAUGCCCACUUUGAGUGCAAGUUGGAACCUGUUACCGAUCCUAACCUUAAAGUCGAAUGGUUCAAAAACGGUCGUCCUGUUACCGUUGGUCACAGGUUCAGACCAAUUCACGACUUUGGUUAUGUUGCUCUGGAUAUUGUCGACUUGAUUGCAGAAGACUCUGGAACGUACACGUGUCGUGCAACAAAUCUUGUAGGUUCGGACGAAACAGUUUGCGCCCUAAGAUGCAGAGCAGGUGGACAAAUAAUAACAUCGUCACAGAACGAACAAGGUCUGCAACAGAUUCAGCACCUUGAAGACAGAUCCCGGUACCACAGAAGAGAAGAAAUCGAUGAAACCACAACUCAAGCACCUAUUUUCACCACGUCUUUGAAGAACAUUGAAAUCAAGGAGGGACAGCGGGCUCACUUCGAGUGCCGCAUAAUACCGGUUUCAGAUGCUACGAUGAAAGUCGAAUGGUUCCAUAAUGGCCAACCGCUGAAAUCAGGAUCAAGAUUCACGGAAACCAACAGCUUCGGCUUCGUGGCACUAGAUAUUCUUCACACAUAUCCUGAAGAUUCUGGAACUUAUACAUGUAGAGCGACCAAUGCUCUGGGAGAAGCUGUCACUUCAUCCGUCUGUUUGGUGCACUCUAAGAAAUCCAUUUAUUCUGAAACUGUGCACGAGGGUGCUCUUAUGAAAUUACAUGAACUGGAAGAUUCAAGUCGUAGUCAACGAACAGUUGUACAAGAGGAGAUUGUCACACAAGCUCCAGUAUUCACAAUGCCAAUCAAGGAUCUACAGGUUGCUGAGAAUCAAGCUGCUCACUUUGAAGCUCGUCUCAUUCCUGUUGGUGAUUCCAGACUUAAAGUGGAAUGGCUUAGGAAUGGAGUACCAAUUGAAGCAUCAAAUCGAUUGACAACAAUGCAUGAUUUUGGAUAUGUCGCCUUAAAUAUGAAAUAUGUGAAUCCUGAGGACUCUGGUACUUACACAUGUAGAGCUGUCAAUGACUUGGGUGAAGCAGUAACAUCUGCCACUCUAUUCGUGCAAUCUAAGGCUUCACUUCAACUGGAAUCGCAGCAUGAAGGAGCUCUUCAAAAACUACGUCAGUUGGAAGAUCAUACAAAAUACCAACGUCGCGAAGAAGAAGAAGUUGUUGUAAACCAAGCACCGCAUUUCACUACACAUUUGAACGGACCAGCAGAUUUGGUCGAAGGACAGAGCGCUCAUUAUGAGUGCAGAAUAGAGCCAUACCCCGACGCUAAUCUUAAAGUUGAGUGGUUGCAUAAUGGUAAACCACUGACCACUGGUCAUAGAUUCCGCACUGCCUACGAUUUCGGCUUUGCUAGUCUGGAUGUAUUAUCUGUAUAUGCCGAAGAUUCCGGAGAAUAUACUUGUAGAGCCACAAACCGUCUAGGUACAGCAAAAUCAUCAGUUACAACAAAUAUAAAAUCGAGAGCCUCUAUCAUCAGAGAUACUCAACAUGAAGGAGCACUGGAUAAAAUCCACUACUUAGAAGACGAAUCUAAAUACAAACGUGUAUCGAGAGAUGAAGCAGUUCUCUUGGAAAAGCCUCAGUUUGGUAGGGGACUGAAGAAUAUCGAAAAUCUAGGUGAAGGAUCCAGCGCUCACUUAGAGGCCACUCUAACACCCGUGAAUGAUCCUACCAUGAAAGUAGAAUGGUUCUGCAACGGAAGACCUAUUCUGACUGGACACAGAUUCAAAACAACUUACGAUUUCGGUUACGUAGCAUUGGAUAUUCUCUAUGCGUAUGCUGAAGACUCCGGAACUUACAUGUGCAAAGCAAGGAAUGCUGUCGGUGAAGCUGUGACAACAGCAGCUAUAUCCGUAAAAGCCAAGAGUGGCUUAGAAUUAGGAACACUCGAUGAGCAAAGACUCAAGAAAAUCAGAGACCUUGAAAGCUACGAAAGACCUAAAAAGGAAGAAGUAGAGCAAGCUCCUCAGAAACCAGUCUUUUUGACACCACUUAUGAGUUUGGAAAAUUUGAAAGAGGGAGAACAUGCUCAUUUAGAAUGCCGAGUUGAGCCAAUAAACGAUGCAAAUUUGAAGAUCGAUUGGUUCGUGAAUGGUGUGAAACUUAGAGCUGGUCACAGAUUCAGAACAACACACGAUUUCGGUUACGUUGCAUUAGACGUACUAUAUACCUAUCCAGAGGACAGUGGUACCUAUAUGUGUAAGGCUACCAACUUGGUUGGUGAAGCUGUGAAUACAUGCACUAUCAGAGUAGGUGGAAGAAAAGGAAUCAUUUUAGAUACACACCACCCGGAAGGUCUCGAAAAAAUAAGAGAAUUGGAAGCACAAGGACAUCCAACACGUUUGGAGGUAGAUGAACCUAUACCAACACCACCUAGAUUUACAGCUGAGCUGCGAGGAACCACAGAGAUAUAUGAGGGUCAAACAGCCCAUUUCGAGGCUCAAAUUGAACCAAUAAACGACUCGAAUCUAAAAAUAGAGUUCUAUCACAAUGGAAAACCAUUGCAGUCAGCUUCCAGAUUCCAUACCACAUUCGAUUUCGGUUAUAUUGCAUUAGAUAUUGGACAUGCUGUACCAGAAGAUGCUGGAGAAUAUACAGUUAAAGCCUUCAAUCAACUUGGAGAAUGCAAAUCUUCUACAAAUCUUAGAGUUAUAUCCAGAGAUAAUAUUAUUCUGGAAUCGCAAAGACCUGAAGGUUUAGACAAAAUUCGUCAGCUUGAGGAACACCAACCAUACAAACGCCCUGACUAUGAAGAACCAGCAACUCGCCAAAGACCUGUAUUCACCCAACCAUUACAGAACAUCGAUUAUAUACAUGAAGCUGAAACAGCUCAUUUCGAAUGCAGACUCAUUCCGGUUGGAGAUCCUACUCUCAAAGUUGAAUGGUUCAGAAAUGAAAAACCAAUCGAAGACAGCUCCCGUAUUACUAAAGUACAUGAUUUUGGUUUCGUAUCUCUCGAUAUAACCCACGUACGUGAUGAAGAUCAAGGAGUUUACAUGUGCAAAGCUUCAAAUCCCUUGGGAGAAGCCGUAACCACUGCAUCAAUGAAAAUCAAAACCAAAGCCAGCAUUCAACUCGAGAGUCAGCAUCCUGAAGCUCAAAGACGCAUCCAACAGCUGGAGCAACCUUUGGCUCCCAGAGAGGAAGAACCUGAUCGUGAAUUCGAGAAACCUUUCUUCACCCAGCUCCUUAACGGACCAACAGAACUUUGGGAAGGGCAACAUGCCCAUUUCGAAGCUCGUGUUGUGCCCGUUGGAGAUCCUAACCUAAGAUUUGAAUGGUACGUUAAUGGAGUUGAACUGAAGUUAGGAUCCAGAUUCAAAGUCACCCAUGAUUUCGGUUUUGUGACCUUGGAUAUUAUGUCCACUGUACCCAAUGACUCUGGAGUAUACAUGUGCAAAGCAAUCAACAAGGCUGGAGAAGCAGUUUCGUCCAUUUCGAUGAAGGUCAAAUCUAGGUCAAACAUAAUGGGUGAACCUCUUCAACCUGAUGCUUGGCAGAAGAUUCAGCAGAAAGAAGCUGACAUGAAUAAAGUACCUGAAAUGUUUGUCGACACUACACCUCAACAACCACCAGUUUUCACUACUCAUUUGAAGAGCUACGACAAAUUGGUCGAAGGUCAACAUGUUUAUUUGGAAGCUCAGGUAGAACCACGAUCCGAUCCACAUUUGAAAGUAGAAUGGUUCAAAAAUGGAGUGUCACUCAAUACCGGUACCAGAUUGAGAAGUACAUUUGAUUUUGGUUUAGUGACACUUGCCAUCAAUGGUCUCAGAUCAGAUGAUUCAGCUAUUUAUACUUGCAAAGCUACCAAUUUGAUGGGUGAGGCAAUUUCAACGUGCACACUCAAAAUUGAAGAUAAACAUUGGCUUCUUGGACAAACAUUACAUCCAGAGGCCAUACCAAAACUUGAGGAUUUAGAGAGGACACCUGAAGGUCGACCAGAAGCUCCAGAACCUACAUACGAGCUUCCAAUGUUCAUCACUCAUUUGAAUAACGUGGAAUGUACGGAGGGUGAUUCAGUUCACUUCGAAUGUAAUGUGGAGCCUUCUAAAGAUCCAACAUUGAAAAUUGAAUGGUUUGUAAAUGGAAAACCAUUACCUAGUGGUUCUAGGUACAAAUCUACUUACGAUUUUGGCUAUGUCGCUUUAGACAUAACUCACUCAUACGAAGAAGAUUCUGGAAUAUACACAUGUAAAGCCACUAACAGCAAAGGCUCAUGCACUACUUCUGGUUCGUUACGUUGUACUGGAAAAUCUAAUCUCUUCUUCGAUACACAACAUCCACAAGGAAAGAUGGGACUGGAAGCUGUGGAGCAAGUAGAACAAGCAUACAUGGAUAAAUACAAACGGUCAGAAUCUGUGGGUGAAAGUGCAUAUCCUAAACCCAUAUGGACCGUUCCACUGAACCCUGAGUUCCAUUUAGGAGAAGGCCAACCUCUGCAUCUGGAGGGAACUGUUGAGCCUAAAGAAGAUCCCAAUAUGAAAAUCGAAUGGUUCUUCAACGGAAAAUCGUUAGAACACGGUUCCAGAUUCAAACUCACCAGUGACUUCGGAUUCGUCACCUUAGAUUUAACAGAUGUCUAUGAACGUGACCAAGGAAUAUACACUUGCAAAGCUACCAACAAAGCAGGAGAAGCCUUCACUUCCACAACAAUUUACUGCACCUCUAAAGCGAAUCUCAUUGAGCGCACCCAACAUCCUAAAGGACAAGAAGGACUUGAGAAAAUACAGAAUCUCGAAGAUUCUCUCAAUAGGCCUGAGAUUCCGAUGGCUGAGUCAGAUGAAGGACACGCUCCAGUAUUCACUUCAGAAUUCACUGACUUGACGAAUCUGACAGAAGGAGAAAUCGCUCACUUCGAAGCUGGUUUGACUCCAAUCGGCGAUCAGAGCAUGAAAGUAGAAUGGUUCUACAAUGGUAAGACCAUCGAGGCUUCACAUAGAUUCCGAACUGUUCACGCGUUCGGCAUGGUUGUUCUGGAAGUACUAGGAACAAAGAUUGAGGACUCUGGAACUUUCACCUGCAAAGCUACAAAUAAAUGGGGAACUGCCACACAAGAUGUUACUCUCAGAUGUUCUGAGAAGAUUCAUGGGGAAGCUCCUAAAUUCACAACACAAAUCAAAGAUAUUGUUGGUCUUAAAGAUGGCCAAUCGGCACAUUUCGAAUGUACCUUGACGCCGGUCAAUGAUCCUAAUUUGAAAGUUGAGUGGUUCCAUAAUGGACAACCAAUUCUACAAUCUUCAAGGAUAAAAUCUGUAUCCGACUUUGGUUUCGUAGUACUAGAUAUUUCUUAUAUUCAAAAUCACGAUUCUGGAGAGUAUGUCUGUCGCGCAAGCAACAAAUAUGGAGAAGAUUUCACACGAGCAACUAUUUCUGCCCAUGGUAAGGGCGGUGUAUUCUCUGAGAGUCUACAACCCGAAUCUUUGGCUAGAAUUAGGGAGUUGGAGAGUCUUCAAGGACAACAAGCCCAACCGUUACCAACUCCCGUUGCGGAACCUCCCAAAUUCAUCACUCAGAUCCAAGAUAUCACAAAGUUAGUUGAAGGCCAAAGCGCCCACUUCGAGGCCCGUUUAACACCAGUCACCGAUCCUGAUUUGGUGGUGGAAUGGUAUUACAAUGGUAAAAAAUUGCCACAUGGUCACAGAUAUCGCACCUUCCACGAUUUCGGUAUCGUAAUCUUGGACAUAUUGUAUUGUUAUGAAGAGAAUUCAGGAGUUUAUGAAUGUAGAGCUCGUAACAAGUACGGAGAGGAUUCUACUAAGGCUACGAUGAAAUGCGUAUCGAAGACGAAUUUGAUCUUGGACUCGCAACUACCGCGGGGCAUGGAGGGAGGUCUAGAGAAAAUACAAACUUUAGAAGAUUCAAUGAUACGACAACGCGAAGAGAAAACAGUAGAGGAGAAAGGAAAGGCUCCAGUAUUCACUGUGCCAUUAUCCAACAUAGACAAUCUCAGAGAAGGAGAAAGCGCUCAUUUCGAAGCCAGGUUGAUACCAACAGACGAUCCAAAACUCAAAGUCGAGUGGUUCUGGAACGGUAAAUCGCUCAGAACUGGUUCCAGAUUCAGAACCUUCUGUGACUUCGGCUUCGUGAUUCUUGAAAUAUCCCCAGUAUAUCCAGAGGAUUCUGGCGAGUACUCCUGCAGAGCUUUCAACGAAUAUGGAGAAGCUGUAACAACCGCUUCCAUGAAAAUACAAGGCAAGCGUAACAUCAUACUCGAAUCCCAACUGCCUAAAGGUAUGGAAGGUACCAUUGACAGAAUUGCCGAACUGGAAGGUCUGGGAGCUAUACCUUCACAACCAUCACCAGAAGAUGAUACGGGAAAACCACCAGAGUUCAUAACAAAUCCAUCUGAUUUGACUUUGAUCGAGAACUCCUUGGCUCAUUUCGAAUGCAGGUUGACACCCAUCAACGACCCAAGCAUGAGAGUCGAAUGGUUCCACAACGGCAAAGCUCUAUGGUCUGGAUCACGCAUCAAGACCAUCAACGAUUUCGGUUUUGUAAUACUUGAAGUUGCCGGCGUUUAUCAGAGGGACUCAGGAUUUUACACUUGCAAGGCUACCAACAAGCAUGGAGAAGCGACAGUCUCGUGCAAGCUGCAAGUGAAAGGAAGACAAGGUAUCAUAUUAGAACCACAAUUACCGUCUAGCUUCAGAUCUGGAACAGAGAGUAUCCAAAGACUGGAAGAAACUCUCUACAAACGGGACGAAAUAAUGCCGGAGGAAGAGAAACCAAAUCCGCCAAAGUUCAUUGUUGAAAUCAAGGAUAACGUUGACGUCCCUGAAGGCGGACCUGUACAUUUCGAUUGCAGGGUAGAACCUACAAACGAUUCGUCCAUGCGUAUCGAAUGGUACCAUAAUGGAAGACCUUUCGCUACUGGGUCGAGAGUCCAUCAAAUCAACGAUUUUGGGUUUAUCUCACUAGACAUCGACUACACGUACGCAAGAGAUGCUGGUGAAUACAUCUGCAAAGCCACCAAUAAAUGGGGUUCUGCCAUCACUAAAGCUACAGUCACAUCCAAGUCUAAGAGGAAUAUCGAUUUUGAAUCUCAGCUUCCUUCUGGAAUUAGUGCAGAAAAACUCAAAGAGCUUGAACGUGGUCCUGUCCCAACAACACCACAAGAAGAAAAGGUUUUCACGAAACCCAAAUUCAUAACUCAAAUCCAAUCAUCGACUGUUGAGGAAUCGGAAACAGUCCACUUCGAAUGUCGUGUUGAACCCAAGGACGAUCCCAGGUUGAGGGUCGAAUGGUACAGAAAUGGUAAACCUUUGCCAUCAGGUAGUCGGUACAAGAACAUCUACGACUUAGGUUUUGUAUCAUUGGAUAUUUCCUAUUUCUAUUCUGAUGAUGCCGGUGAAUACGUAUGUAGGGCUGUUAACGAUCACGGUGAAGACUUCACCAGAGCCAGUGUUUCGUGUAAAAAAUUACCAAACAUUAUUCUGCAAAAUCAAGUUCCGAAGGGAAUGAAGAAGUCUGAGACUCUCAUGCAAAUGGAGGCUGCCAUCAAAAAGUAUACCUCCGAGAUCCAUCUGACUGAAGAAGAUUUAUACGAUGUCGAUAAAAAACAACCGCCAAGAUUCGUCACACAGAUUCAAGACCAAACAGAACUGGUAGAGAUGAACACCACCAAGUUCGAAUGUCAAUUGGCUCCUGUUGGUGAUCCGAAUAUGAAAGUGGAAUGGUUCUUCAACGGAAAACCACUUUCUCAUAAAAAUAGAUUCACUCCCAUCUAUGAUUUCGGUUAUGUCGCCAUGAAUUUCGGUUGGGUAUACCCCGAAGACAGUGGCGAAUAUUUGUGUCGUGCCACUAAUCUGUACGGUCAAGACGAAACCAGAGCCAUCAUAAAAACAACCGGAAAACCAGGAAUCAUAUACGAAUCUCAACUGCCUAAGGGUAUGAAGAGUAUCGAGAAAAUAAGAGAACUAGAGGCAGCAUGGCAAGUUGUACCUGAAGGACCAGAAGAAGAAUCCAAACCUAGACAAGCUCCAGUGUUUGUCAGCCAGCCUGAACCUGUCAUCGUGCAAGAAGGAGAAUGGGCUAGGUUCUGUUGUCGUGUCACAGGCCAUCCACGUCCAAGAGUUAUGUGGUUAGUAAACGGACAUACAAUCGUCAAUGGCGCACGCUAUAAGUUGACCUACGACGGAAUGUACCACAUGGAUAUACCAAAAACUAGGCAGUAUGACACUGGAAAAGUCGAAGUGAUUGCUCGCAGCGCAGCUGGUGAAGCAAUUGCUGAAACAGAAUUGAAAAUAGUACCAAGACAUGAUGACUACAGAAACGUAUUGAAAAAUUCUCCAAGACCAUGGUAUGAUCUCGAACUAUCUCAAUACCAGAAAGAAAGGCAUAACACAGAACUCGAAAAAAUCUUCGAUGAAAGAAAUACAACUCUCAGAGAGAGUGGUAUGCAAGGAAUACAUAUUCAGCCUAAAGAAGUGAAAGAACAAGAAACGGAAUGGCAACAAUCCAUUAAGAAUAAGAAGAGUUCAGAAUACUAUAGUAAAUUACAGGAAUUAGAGAAUGAGCAAAUUACUAAGGAAAUAAAAUUGAGAGAAUCAAACCACCAGUUUGCUAUUCCUGGAGAGAAGGUUGUUGCAAAUUCUGUUGCGAAAGGAAUGGCACAAAAAUAUCAAGAGAAUUUAGAAAAACCAGAAACUAGCCCGCACAAAGUACAACUGAGAAAAGUGAACAGAGAUAACAAAUACCAAACGAAUGAGGUGGAGAUAGACUCAAGAACAGGAGCUUAUCCUCCAGACCCAACUGAGUCCUCAGUACAUGGAAGAGAGGUUCACGUGACCAAACAAAAACAAACACAAAAAGAAAUACAAGGUGAUUUGGAGAUUACUCGCAACAUCACAGCUACUGAGACCACUGACGUAGAACAUAAAGCUAGAACUCAAGAGAAACUGGUUCAAGGUCAAGUAUUGCCGAGCAAUCCACCUUUCUUCACUAAGAAGAUCAAACCAUGCAGAGCGUUCGAGAACGACUCGGCCAAAUUCGAAGUAGAGUUUGAUGGAGAUCCGUUGCCAAAGAUAACCUGGUACAGGGAAGAUUUCCCGAUAACAAGCUCACCGGAUCUUAAAGUCUACACAUUCAGCACAAAAUCGAUUCUGCAAAUCAGACAAGUCUUCUUAGAGGACUCUGGCGUUUUCAGCGUUGUUGCCGAAAAUCGUGGAGGCACAGCGAAAUGCAGUGCUAAUCUGGUCGUUCAAGAACGCAGAAGAGCUGGUAGAACAGGACCGAUUCCACCCAGUUUUGUCACAACGAUUCAAAGUACAACGGCACCUAUCGGCCAGUUGGUCAGAUUCGAUGCUAGGAUAAAUGGGACCAAACCAAUAGACGUUUACUGGUUGAAGGAUGGUAAAAAAAUCGUACCUGAUAUCAGGUACAAGACUCUGGAAGAAGACGAGGUACAUACUCUUUUGAUACUUGAAGUAACAUCUGAAGAUUCCGGUAAAUACGAAUGUGUGGCCAUCAAUAAUUCAGGUGAAGCUCGAUGCGAAGCGGAAUGUUUGGUACAAACACCGUCAUCUCCAACUAAAACAGCUAAACCUACAACUCCUAGUAUGGAGAAACAACCAACGCUUUUGGAGCCGUUGAAAGAUCAGACCAUCAAAGAGGGACAAGCUGCGGCUUUCAGAUGUAAAAUCACAGCAAAACCUACUCCUACUAUCAAAUGGCAAAAAGGAGAUAAAGUUAUCAAGCCCUCCAAAUAUUUCCAAAUGGUUAAGGAAGGAGAUUAUUGCAUUCUGAAAAUAAGUGAAGCCUUCCCUGAAGAUGAAGGACUUUACAAAUGUGUGGCCACCAAUCCGGCUGGAACUGUCACCACCCAGGCAAACCUUAAAGUCGUUCCACCAGAGACACAAGAAGUUCCACCUUCUUUGACUCCAAUGAAAGAUAUAACCGUCCAAGAGGGAAGUCCUGCUCAGUUCAAGACGAAGGUGUCAGGGAAACCUAAACCUACUAUUCAAUGGCUACGAGAUGGUUUCCUUAUACCUGAAUCACCAGACUUCCAGAUGAUCCAUGAAGGAAAUAACGUAGUCCUUCUUAUAUCGACAACCUACGAAGAAGACACUGGAACAUUCACCUGCAGAGCAACCUCUUCAGCUGGUCAAGUUGAACAAUCGGCGAAAUUAAGUGUUAAAAAGCGAACUGCUACUUAUCGAAUAGAUAAGUCCAAUGACAAGAUAAAAGAUUUGGCCACUGAUGAAUUGUCAUCAAAAAUCCAUCAAACACAACCAGGAGUGGGUACGACACCAAAAUAUGUUCCCAACACCAAAAAUGGUGUACAGCCAAUGGACGAAGAACAACUACCAAAAGGAGACGAAUCUCUUCCUUGGCGAAGGAAAACAUCUAGAGCAACGAAAGAAAUUGAGAGUAAAGCACCACAGGCUCAACCGUGGACUUCGGGAAAAGUAACGCUCAAGAAAACACAACGGGAUGUUAAAAAAACCGAUUCAUUCAAACCAGAAGAAAUAUCGCUCAAGAAGGUGCAGAUAUCAAAAUCUGACACUGAAGAGAAAAAACUAGAAGCUGUUAAUAUCAUUCGUAGGAAACUACAAACUGUUAUUACUGAAUCUUCAUCGGUAAAGAGUGGAGAAAAGGUACAUUUGAGUGAAUUGAAAGAUGACACUGAAAAACCAAGUAAAGCAACUUGGAGAGAAACCGAAGACAGUGAAAUUCUCGAUUACGAAGAAAAAGAGCGGGGAAUGACCUCAAAACAAACUGUAGAACUAGAACAAAGGGGUUGGAGAAAACAAAGAUUGUCCAAAAUGUCACAUAAAGAAGAUAAAGAAAUACUUCAAGUAGAAGAGACAGAGAAUGAAACACAUAAAAAUCCAUCGCAACCAACUGAAACAAAAGACUGGAGAAAACCAAAACCUGUUGAUAGUGUCAUUGUACAUGAUAGAGAAGAUAAUGAGUAUCUAAAGGUUAAGGAUACAGAGGAGACCACCAUCGCUAAAAAGCCAACUGAUUAUCAACAACCUGAUAAACGGGACUGGAGAAAACCAAGAUCUCAGGAAAGAGGCUCGAAACAUACGGAAGAGAAAGAAACACUUCAUAUUCGAGAUCAGAAAACUGUUUCGAAAGAAACUAUUGAGAAACCCGGAAAAAGAGACGAGCAAAAACCAGAAAAUCUUCAAAAAACACAAACUCAAGACAGAGAGGAUAAAGAAAUCCUCAAAGUACAGAAAUCAGAGGAAGAAACUUCAAAAGUAGAAAAGAAAGAAAAAGAUAGAGCUCCACGAAAAGAUUCCGAACAACCUGAAGAGAAAGCCUGGAGGCAACCAAGAUCCAAGGUACACGAAGAAGAUAAAGAAAUAAUAAAAGUGGAAGAAAAAGAACAAGAGUUAGCUACUAAGCCUCUCAAGAAAGAGGAAAAAGAACCACAACCAUGGACAAAUCAAAAAGUACUUCUCAAGAAAACACAACGUGAUGUAAAAACGAUAGAAAGAGACGAUUCUUCGAGAACAGUUCGCCAACCAGUAGAAUCUCAGAUUUCAGAUCAACCAAAUGAAACGGAAAUCACUUCAGAAGUAACUCAGCAGACUCCUUCUGAUUCAGUGAAAACGACUGAAAGAGCUGAAGAAACGACUGAAACGAAAAUAUUACCAUGGGGUCAAAAAGUUGUGCUCAAAAAAACCAGACGGGAAAGUAUUAAAACUUCAACAGAGCAAAUAGAAGAAGUACAUCUGAAGCCAGUGAUGAAAGAUAAUAUAAGCCAAAAAAUAGUAGAAUCUUCAGAUCUACCAAUAGAACCACAGAAAGAGCCAAUAGUUCCAAAGAAAUUACCUAAAGAAGAGAAACCAACAAUUAGUGAAACAAAAGAGGAGGAGGUGAAAACUUGGCGUAAAUCUAAACCAAAGACUCCAGCUGAAGUACCAACAUCUGAGGAAAUUCCUAGUGGACAAAUUGUAUUGAAUGAACAGGAAAAAAUAUUGACUGAAGAAUCAAAAUUACCGUGGGGUGAAAAAAUACAACUGAAGAAAACUAGACGCGAAAGUGUUAAAACUUCCACUGAACAACUUGAACAAGUUCAUUUGAAACCAGUGAAAAAAGAGGUUAUAUCUAACAAAAUAUUGGCAGUUGGUCCAGAAAAAGCAACCACUGAAACAAUUCCACUUGAAGUUAUUCCAACGAAAGAGGCCGAAGAAAUCGAUACUCCAGACCAACCUGUUUCAACAAAACCUCACACUGUUGAGAAUAAGACACAUAUUGAAUCUUCAGAAAAAAGAUCUUGGCGCAAAACUAAAAAAGUACAAACAAAAGUAGAACAAGCCGAAGAUAAUCAAGAAAAACCUGAGAUCGUUCCAAAGGCAAUUCUUGAACAACCCAUAUCACAGCCUUGGACAGAAAAAGUAUCAACUACAGAAGUUGUUCCAGAAGAACUUAAAUCACAACCAGUUGAACAAAAAGAAACAGAUCGAUCUGAAGUCAGAAGUUGGCGUAGAGGGCAACAAAAACAGUCAAAAUCUACAAAAGAAAUAAUUGUCGAUGAGAAUAUUCCUGAAAAGAAACCUAUCGAAUCACAACAUCCAGUGGUGCCUCAACCAAAUGCAGUCGAGGAAACUGAAAAAACAUUGCAAUCUCAAAAACGAAUAAGAAAGAAACAAACGAAGAAAGCUUCAUCUGAAGAGAUUGCCGACGAAAAAGAAUUCAAAAAUGAUGAGGAAAGUGUGUUCCACCAAACUGCAGAAGAGACAUUGGAACAACCACAGCCAGUUGAAAUUAUCGAAGUAGAAACUGUUACAGAAGAUACGAUUGUAUUGAAAAUUGGAGAAGAUGAACGGAAAAAGUUGAGAGAAACUGAAAUGAAACCAGAAGUGAUAAAACUGAAACCUACUCCAAAAACUGUGAAGAAAAUUGAAACAACAGAAUUAGAAAAGGUGGACCUGAAGUCAAUACCUAAAAAGCCAAUGGCAAAAGAAAUUGAAUCAGUAAAGAAAGGUGUAUCUACAGAGCCGGUUCAACUAGGAAAACUCAAGCAGCCUGAAUAUACUCAAAGUUUAUUGGAAGAUAUCUCAAUAAUUCCAGAUCUUUCAAGUGAGGAAGUAAAAUCGAAACCAGAUGAUAAAAAAGCUCCAAUAUCUGAAGAGAUUGUUCAACCGGUUGAAGAAACCAUACCUAAAGCUCCUUGGCGCAGGUCAUCCAAAGACAAACCUAAAGAAGAACAAGAUAAACAACAAUUAGUCAUAGGAAAAGGAAAGCUGAAAGAAGAAGUUCCUACAGUAGAAGUCGUUAAAUUGAAGCCAAUCAAAAGAACAGAAACUGAAAAGAAUAUUGAAACCGUCAAGAUGGAAACAAUUUCGUUCACCCCUGAUGAAUGUCAACUUAUAGAAGAAAAAAUAAUUGAGUCAGAUCUGAAUAAACCAAAACAAGAUCUUGCUCCUGAGAAGGAAAAAUCGAAACCAGAAGACACAAAAGCUCUAACGCCUGAAGAAAUUGUUCAACCGGUUGAAGAAACCAAGCCUAAAGCUCCUUGGCGUAGGUCAUCUAGAGACAAACCUAAAGAGGAACAAGAUAAACAACAAUUAGUCAUAGGAAAAGGAAAACUGAAAGAAGAAAUUCCUACAGUAGAAGUCGUUAAAUUGAAACCAAUCAAAAGAGCAGAAAAGGAAGAGAAUAUCGAAACAGUCAAGAUGGAAUCUAUUUCCUUCACCCCUGAUGAAUGUCAACUUAUCGAAGAAAAAGUAGUUGAGUUAGAUCUGAAUAAACCAGACCAAGUUCUGGCUCCUGAGAAGGAUGAAUCGAAACCAAAAGAUAAAAAAGCUCCAGCGCCUGAAGAAAUUGUUCAACCGGUUGAAGAAACCAAGCCUAAAGCUCCUUGGCGUAGGUCAUCUAAAGAGAAACCUAAAGUGGAACAAGAUAAAAAACAAUUAGUCAUAGGAAAAGGAAAACUGAAAGAAGAAAUUCCUACAGUAGAAGACGUUAAAUUGAAGCCAAUCAAAAGAACAGAAACAGAAGAGAAUAUUGAAACCGUCAAGAUGGAAACGAUUUUGUUCACCGCUGAUGAAUGUCAACUCAUAGAAGAAAAAAUAGUCGAGUCAGAUCUGAAUAAACCAGAACAAAAUCUUGCUCCUGAGAAAGAAAAAUUGAAACCAGAAGAUAAAAAAGCUCUAACGCCUGAAGAAAUUGUUCAACCGGUUGAAGAAACCAAGCCUAAAGCUCCUUGGCGUAGGUCAUCUAAAGACAAACCUAAAGUAGAACAAGAGAAACAACAAUUAGUCAUAGGAAAGGGAAAACUGAAAGAAGAAGUUCCAACAGUAGAAGUCGUUAAAUUGAAACCAAUCAAAAGAACAGAAAAGGAGAAGGAUAUCGAAACAGUCAAGAUGGAAUCUAUUUCCUUCACUAUCGAUGAAUGUCAACUUGUAGAAGAAAAAAUAGGUGAAAUAGAUCUGGAUAAAUCAGAAAAACCUGAGACAAAACAACCAGACGAUAUUCCCGAAGUAAAGUCUUGGCGUCGUGGUAAAAAAUUGUCUAAAGAAAUCGAGAAAAAACAAAAGAAACAAGAUACAAAACCAGAUAUGAAAAAACCAACCGAUGUAGUAUUACCAACUGAAAGUUUAGAACAUUCCGUAGAUGAAAUUAAAACGGAAUUAAUUCCAACUAAAGUAGACGAUAAAACUCCAGCGGAAGCUUUCUCUGUGGAAGAGCCUGAUUUGAAAUCUGUAGCAGCUAUAGAGUUAAGUGACAAAGAUGUUCCGGCAAAACAACCAGAAAGUAUUUCUGAAGAAAUUCCAACCGAAAUAGAAGAGUUCAAAAAGGAUAUGAAGGUCGAUGUUAUUUCAAGAAAAACCAAACGUACACGCGAGUUCAUCAAAAUUGAAGAUGGUGGUCAACCUAUACCAGAACUAGAAAUUAUUUCCCAAAAACGGGUUACGAAACAGUCAAAGAAAGAUGAUGUGAGAACCAAAGAAGAAUCGACUUUUACAGUCAUUGAACAAGCUAAACCCAAACCAGUUCCACCGAAAUUCAUUAAGAAAGUUGAGCCUGUGGUUGCCGAGUUGGAUAAACCAGCUAAGUUCACAUGUACAGUAGAGGGAAAUCCUUUCCCAGAAAUUUGUUGGUAUAGAAAUGAGACUCCGAUUUCUGAAAGUAAAAGGGUACAUGUUGAGAUAAUAGAACAUACUGUAACAUUGAUUAUUGAAAAAGUUAUUACUCAAGACAAAGCAGUUUAUUCCUGUAGAGCAUCCAACUGCGCUGGUUUAGCAACAUCUACAGCCAAUCUCGUUAUAUUAGAUAAAGAAGAGGAAGGUGAAGCUCCUAAAUUUGAAGAACCACUGAAACCUCAAAUUGUCGAUGGAAAAUCUCCUGCUGUCUUCAAAUGCAAAGUAAUUGGUCAACCAACGCCUAAGGUUAGAUGGUUCCGGAAGAAGGAUAACAAAGAGAUGAAAUCCGACGUGAAGAAAAAAGUAACAUAUGACGAAAAAACCGGUGUCAGUUCUUUAGAAAUCUUAAAACCCACAGAAGUCGAUGAAACUAUUUAUUCUGUAGUAGCAGAAAACAAAUUCGGAAAAGCAGAAUGUCAAUCAAAUUUGGUUAUAUCAGAAGCAACAACUGUUACCAUACCGGAAAUAUUGGAGGCACCAGAGAUAAUCAAACCUCUCGAAUCUGUGAUAGCCAAGCCUACUGAAGAAAUCGUAAUGACGGCUGAGUUCAAGGCAACUCCGGCUCCAGAAAUCACAUGGUAUAGAAAUGGAAAACCAAUUGAUAAGGAUGACGACUACAUUAUCACAAAGAAAGCGAACAAAACCCAACUUAAGAUCAAGAAGACAGCUAAACAUAAGGGUGGAAAGUACGAAAUUAAGGUGACAAAUAAAAGAGGUGAGGCUAGAACUUCAAGCUCCGUCUCUAUCACACAAGAAAAACCUGAGGCAAUAGCUCCCAGUUUCGUCAAAGUAGUUAAACCUCAAUUCGUUAGUGAAGGUGAAGUUGUCAUUCUGGAAGCUACUGUAGAAGCUUUUCCAAUUGCAUCUUUCCAGUGGUUCCAACAUUCUCUGCCAAUAACGUCAUCGAACGAAAUGAGAAUCGUGACUCAAGACAAUAGAUCUUCGCUGAUAAUCACAGAAAUGACUCCUGGUAUAGCAGGUCCAAUAACUUGUCGAGCCGAGAAUGUUGCAGGUUCCGUCACUUGCACAGCUACCCUAGGCGUCAUUGAAGAAACUGAAUGGGAGGAGACCAGAGUGUUGGAAUCUCCGAAGUUCAUUGAGAAAUUAAUGCCUACUAGAGUGAUGGAUGGAGAAAAGGCAGUCCUCAGGUGCACCGUGAGAGGUAAACCAACACCUAAAGUCGAAUGGUACCACAAUAACAAAAUCGUGAAGCAAGCUAAAGACGUUAUUAUAACUCAGGACACAGAAGGAACCUGUGAACUGGCGAUUUCUGAAGUGUUUCCUGAGAAUGCUGGAGAAUAUAUUUGUAAAGCUACCAAUAAAUUGGGAGAAGCUAUUUGCGUAUCUACUUUGGUUGUCGAGUCCUACGAAUAUAUUCCAGACUCUGAGUUAGGACAUUUCACUGGAUCUGAAGAAGAUUUACUGGAUAAGACAAUAAGCGAAUCCGAAAUCCAAUCAGACAGUGAUGUUGAAUGUGCGCCAAAAAUAGUCAAAAAACUUCCUCAGAUAAUUUCAGCAAAAGAUGGUGAUGUUACAAAACUUGAAGUACAAGUAACUGGAAAGCCUAAACCGAAAGGCAGAUGGCUCAAACAUGGAGAAGAAAUACAACCAUCAAACGAAUUUGUAAUCGAAGACUAUGAAGAUGGUACUUGCGUUCUCACCAUAUCCGAAGUAUAUCCUGACGAUACUGGAGAAAUUGUGUAUGAAGCGCAAAAUCCUCUUGGGGUAGCAGUUACCUCAACUGAACUUUUGGUGGAAUCUGUAGAAGGUAUUGUUGGCACUAAAGAGUACAGGAAACCAGAGUGGGUUACCCAUAUGGAAGAGCUACAAAUUGCAUUGCAAGAGUCCAGAGCUGCACCUACCUUUGUUAAGGAGAUAACAGACAUCAGAACAACUGAAGCAGAAACGGCAACAUUUGAAUGUCUUUUCUCAGGAACACCAACACCAGAUAUAAUAUGGUAUCACAAUGAUAAGGUUAUUCGUAAUACUGAAAACAUUAAAAUUCGAAUUAUGGAUAACAAAACAACUUGUACUAUAAAAGAAAUUUCCAAAGAUAACGUGGGACAGUACGUCUGUAAGGCUGUUAGUGAUGCAGGUGUCACAGUAACCAAGGCUAAGUUAUAUGUCCAAGAGAUACCGGAAUAUAAAAAGAAAGAAAUUCUCAUCAGAAAAGCCAAAGAAACUCAAGAAACUAUAAAGAAAGAACGUGUAAAGAUAGAAAAGAAAAGGGAAGAAAGAAGAAGAAGGGCAUCCCAAACAUACACAGAAAUUGAAGAGAGUCAACCUGUUGUUGUUUCAGAAACUCAUGUCAUUGAGGAAACUAAGGAAAUUGAAUCCACUAUAAAGGAGGAUAAAGCAAAACCAAUUUUAGAUAUUCAAGAACCGUUGAGAACUGAAGCAGUAGCAUCAUGUAAGAAAGUUCAGGAGGUGGAAGAACAAGAGAAGCCCAAAGAAUCAGCACAACCGGUGAUAAUUCCUCAAGAAUCCAUAAUUACAGAGCAUAAGACCCUAGAGGAAAAAGUAAGCAAACUUGAAGAAGACAAGGAUGAGAGACAGAAAGCACGUAUCGACAUCCAAGAGACUUUAUCUUUAGACUUUGCUGACAUAACCGAAGUGAAACUUGAACAAAUUAUAGAGCGCGUAGAACAGAUAAUCAAGAAGGGGGAAGUAAAAAUGGCUAAAGAAGUUAAUGAACUAUUAGAAUUCAUAGACGUCAAGCAGUUUGGUCCCGGAGAACAACCUCUGAGGGAAAUUGCUGAGAUCGGCUACCUAUUCAAACACGGUAUAACCGUGAAAGAAAUAACUGUUCUUUAUCAGGAGAAUAGGUUCCCAUCACUGAAGACACCGCAAGCUCAAUCGGCAUUGGUCAAUGUUGUCGAAAGGAAAGGUCAUGGUGCUUUGAUUUCUGAAGUUUUGACAGAAGAAACCACAAUCGAUGAGAGUAAGCUGGCAGCAACUGUAGGAUUCCGUGCCUUCAUGAAGAUGGUGGAAUCAGAAUAUGUGACUAUUGAAGAAGUAAUCACCAACUUCACUCCAGAAGAUUUCAUCUCGAGAGCAUGGGAAGCCACUGAGGUGACUGAGGAAAUGGUUAAGCCUUUUUUCAAAGAAAUGGUCACUAUCUCUGAAGAAGUUGAAAUUCAUGAAGAUAAAGUACACACCACCGAUAAAAGAAUCAUCAGAAAAGAAACCAUUGAAGACGACGAACACACGAAGACAACAGUGUUAACUGAAGAAAAAUCUGUCCCCAAAACUGAAGACGACACUGAAACGGAAGAAGUAGUGACUAGAAGAACAACAAAACAAAAGCUCGAGAAAAAAAGGGAAAAGGUAAAGGAAACUGAGAAAAAACGUGAUGAGAAAACAAAAAAUAGUGAGGACACAAUGGACGAACAAAUUACUAUAAUAGAGAAGACUGAAAAAAGGAAAAUCUUCAAAAGUAAGCCUGAAAGUAUAACUUUCGACGAUGAGAAAGUUGAUAAACUCUUGAUAACAGAAGAAACAAGUACAAAGGUCCUGCCCGUGCAAAGCACCAACAUGAUAUCGGAAGCUAUUACUAUUUCCCAAGUGUCGCACACAGAAAAAAUAGAUGAAUCUACCAAAGCAAAAAUGCUGAUGAUACCUCAGUCUGCUUUGGUGAAAGAAGAAGUUGUGGUUGGUGAAAGUGAAACAGAAAAUGAAAUACCCAAAAUCAGUUCAGUGAAGGCUGAAACUCUGGUCGAUGCAAUUGAAACAUAUCAGACAAGUGAACAAUUUCCGCAAGCAGUACCUGGUACAUUCGAGAAAACGUUCGAGGCAGUAGGUAGCAAGGCUUCCGAAAAUAUAGUGACAAAUGAAAGUAUUACAAUAGAGGAGAUCAACACAGGAGAUGUUUCAAAAACAUUUUCUAGAGAAACAACAAUUUUAUCAAAAGCUGACGUUUCUCUUCUGGAACAAGAAGCAUCAACGGUGUCAGAAACUCAAUUCGAGAUCAAAGAAGCUAUCUUCGAAUCAUCAGAAAAACCUAAGACCUCAAAGGCGGUACCAAAUUUCAGUGAACAAAAAAGCGUUAAUAUCGAAGAGAUUGUAGAGGCUGAUGCAGAAAAUAUUUACAUCCCUUCAAAAACUAAUCUUAUCAAACCUAAAAUGGAUAUAGAAUCUAAUGAGUCAUUACUGGUUGAAGAAGUACGCUCUGAGAUCAAACCUGGCAAGUAUUUACCAGAGGCUUUUGUGCCGACUGAAGUAGCAUCAGAAAAAGUUAUACCUCAAAUAGCUUUGAAUCAGACGGAAUUGGUAGCCGAUGAGGUUGAAGGUGAUUUCAUCAAGCAACGACUACCUAUAGGUCAGAAAGCUGAUAUCCAGUUCAGUAUGGAACAAGGUAUAAUAACGUCUGAGACUGACAUACGCGUCAAAGAGGGUUCUUUGGAUAACUUUAAAUCCCAACAAGAAAGAGCGUUGGAAAAUAUCAUCCUCGCAGAAGGUCUCUCCGUUACAUCUGUCGAUUCACAAAUACCGCAUACAGAUCUUGAUAUCGAAAAGGCGGAUGAAAAGACAGCCUUGGUCGUCAUUUCUCCGAGGGAAUCUGUAAUCACGUCGACCAAUACAAUAGUAGAAUCCGAACAACUGUAUAAACCAGAAGAGAAAUCAGAAACGAAAACAGCAUCAAUUGAUAUCGCUUGUCUGGAAACCAGUUCUGUAGGAAUUGUGAAUAUACAAGAGUCUGAAGGAGACCUGAAACCAGAAAGCAAACCAACGUCGGUGGUGGCAUCCAAAAAUAUCAACCAAAUAGAAACCAUAGAAAUUUCGCAAGUACAAACAGUCGAAAUACCUGAAGAAUUUGAGAGGAAAUUCGAAUUCAAACAGGAUAAAGCUCAGAGGAAGAUAGACACACAUGAAGCUACUCAUGUCAGCAUAACACAGUCGGAAGAGAAAGAAUCUGAAUAUGAUAAAGCGAAACCCAAAUCGCUAUCGAUAGCACCUCAAAUCGAUGAGAAUGAAAUGCAGGUACAAAUAAGCGAGUCACACAUUAUGGAAAAAGAGAGCUCUAUCGUUCCUUUCGAAUUACCAGAUACUCAAAGAAGUAAAACAGUACCUGUCCACAUGCUUCCGACAGGAAUAACAGAAGAAGUUACAACGGAAUAUCGUACUUCGCCUUUCGACAAGAAGAAAUUAGAAACAACAACUGCAGAAGUCAAACAAAGUGUCCUAAAUGAAACUGUUAUAUCAGAAACACAAAUAGUUGAGAGUUUAGGACGUCACACUAUCGAUAAAACACCCUUAGAAAAGACAGCGGAAGUAAACGUGAGACUAACAACAAGUAUAAAUGUUGAAGAAAUCGUACCUCAAAUCAAGGAAGACAAACUUACCGUGAAAGAUUCACCUGAGCUAUCCAGAGCCACUGCUGAUAUUGAAUCGCAACAAAUAGCAAGCAUUUCUUUGGUUCAGUCUCACGAUAGUAUUGGAAAGUUCCAGAAAGAAAAACCACAAACUUUCCUCGCUGAAUUUCAAACAGAAAAUUUGGAAUCUUUACAAGUAAUCCAACAUGAAAUAGCAGAGAAAGAAUCCAAUGAAGUCACUCUGAACGAAAUUCCAACACGAGUCGCUUCAGUCGCAUUGAGUAAUGCUCAAGAAAGUAUCAAUAUAACUCAAGUAUCAACAGAAGAGAAAGAACAGGAAUAUAUCAGUGAGUCCCAACCAACUGCGCUCAAUGCUCUCUCCAUUGUCGCCCCCCAUGGGUUGACUGCGCAAUCGGAGAUGACUGAAACUUUAUCCAAUGUUGGAAUUGUUACUGAAGAAGAGAUUAAGAAGAAGAAGGCAAAAAGAAUAACCAAACCUUUAGAGGAGCUAAUUGUAACGGAAACUAACUUAAUUGACGUGGAAAAGCAAAUGGAAACCUAUGUAAUGCCAUCUCAUAAACAAGCAGCUGUAGACAUCACACCUGAACAAGAACUGCUAAUUACCGAAACAAUCACUUCUGAUAGAGAAGAAAAACUCAUUGAUGAAAGGCCUGUACCUUCUGUUGCUGAUGUAAAGAUCGGUGAAAAGCAUGUGGCAAUAAAAGAAACCACGGAUUCUGAAGUAUAUCCUGGAAUUUUCAAACGAAAAUCUCCAGAAAAACAAUCUGCGUCCGAAAACAUCGACUUGAGUUAUCAUGUGACUGGAAUUCAAUUCACAACUGCCGAGAAAGAAGGCGAAACUGAACAGAUCGUAAUGCCAGAAGGAAAGAAAGUGAAUAUAGAUGUUAUUGAAAUAAGUAGUGUCAAUAUAAGUCAGGACUUUGCGUACAACAAAGAAAAAGUAUUCGAAUCUCAAUCUUCUGGUAAAGAAGUCAAAUGUGAAACAUCCUUGAGCAGCCAUCCACUUGCUGUUACUUCAGAAACCCUCACGAAAGAAACAACAAGGGAAUUACCUGUCGAAGUAUCAGCAUCAGAAGGCAAAGCCUCCUCUGAGCAUCUGACAUUUGACAGUAUCAUAGGUAGUGAGACGAUAAUUCAAGAGAAGGAAGGAAUUUUAGAGAGAGAAUCUCCUAUCCACAAGCUAGCUGAAAUGGAUUUUCAAUUGGGGCAACCGAUUUCUGUAACAUCAAUCAUACAUGCAGAUAGAGAAAAGGAUUUGAUAGAAGAUUCUGUGGAUAAGCAUCAUGUUGAUGCAACAAUAUCACCACAAGAAGUUCUUACUAUCAAGGAAACAGUGGCUCAUGAUACCACAUCUGAAUUGAAAAGAAAAAUGCCGAAAACAGCUUCUGCCACGCGAAGCAACAUAACAAUGCAAGGUCUAGUCCAAGAAGAAAUGUUCAUCGGGGAAUCCGAAACAGAUCUCAAAUGUGAAGAAAGGAUAAACGAGAAAAAAGCUACGGUAGAUAUUCUUGAAACCAGCGCUCCAGUGAUUUCUCAAGUUUUUUCCAACGAAAGGGAAGGAGUACAAGAAAUUCAAUCAGAAGUUAGUCACAAAAAUGCGUUAGUUAAUAUUGAUUCGCAGCCGGUUGCUCAUGUAGAAAUUGUGAGUUCAGAAAGUAAUGUACAUGAUAUUGUUCCCGAAACACUAAAAACUAUGACAGCAUGUUUAGAUCAACCAACUCUAGAACAUUUGGUACAAACGGAACCUUUGGUACACGAAAUAGAGGAAGAAUUCAUCAAAGAAUCAACUAUAUCGAGUGAAGCCAGCUUAAGUGUCAUUGAAAAAACUGGAGUUAUUAUAACAGAAGUACAAAUACAUAGCUCUGAACUCCCACUGAAUAUUGAAGAAAACGCUGAAAAACAAGCUGAGCAGAUCAUAAUUCCAAGAAAUGUAAUUCUUCAAUCAGAAGCCGAAUUACACGAUACAUUUGGUCCAUUGAAAGUUCAUGCUCCAGAAAUGAAAUCAGCCACAACCGAAUUGACAAGUCUCAAUGUUGGUGUGGUUUCCGAAACUAUUUCAAAUGAAACUGAGGAAGAACACAAAACUAUUACAUCAAAAAGUGAAAACGCUGUGGCUUCCCUAGACGAAAAAAGACAUCUGAUAAUCGAGUCUCAUGCUGCAAGUGAUAAAGAAUCAAUAUUCGAAGAGUUUCCGAAGGAAUUGAAACUCGCGCAACCUAAUCUAGAGAAAUCAACCCAUGCUGUAGCAUCUAUAUAUGAAUCGCAGACUAACGAGGCCGUGUCCAAUCUAGAAGAGAAAACGGAACAAGGAGUCUGUGCCAAUCAAUCAACGUUACCUUUAGAAACAGUGUCCCAAGAACUGGUUACAGUGAUUGAUAGCGAGAAAGAACUCAUAGAAGGGAACGUUCCAGCAGCAGCAAAAGCUCUCCAGAAUAUCUGCCAAUUCGAAAGUAUCCAAAUAUCUCAAACGACCACCAAUAUUAAAGAAUCUGAUUUCAAGCCAAAUCAAAUACCCCUCGGAAAGUAUGCUACAUCAAAUUUAGAUGUUACUCAUAAAUUAGCAGAGAAGGGUACAGUAGAAACUAUCGAUCAUACAAAUAUUUUGAAGGAUAAUAAACCACAAAUUCAAAGAGCCUCUACCAAAGAGCAUUCUUCUGAAGCCAUAGUCAUCACAGAGCAAUUGGCACAGGAAACAGAAGUUCCAUUCUCAGGAAAAUUCGAGCCUAUCACCAGUAAUGCUCUAGUGUCCCUCGAUAAAGAAAAAGAAGCCUUGAGCGUUUCAGAAUCUCUUGUACAGUAUAAAGAAGACACUCUGAAAGAGUUCACAUCAAACAAAUUUGAACAGGCUGAUUUGAAAUUCCUCACUCAGCCAGUUCCAGAAAUCAGUCAAGUCAUCUCUCAAGAUACGACAAGGGAUCUUAUAUCUCCAUCUCAGAAGGAACAGAAGGCGGAAAUCGUUCAAGCAAUUCGCAGCGGAAUUACACAAAUUGAAACUCAGCCUGGAGAGAAAGAAGACGACUUCAGUGAUAAAAUAAAAUUUGUUACGAAAUUGGCAGAAAUAAAAUUAGAAGAAGGAAAAGCUAUUACUUCCUCGCAAGUAUUUCCGGUUGAGACUCCGACUGAAAUGCAUGCGCAAACUGAACCUAUAUCGGCAAAUGUGCAAGUCGAAGUUUCCAGUCAUUUCUCCAGGGAAACGACAGAAACUAUACCAGCUCAGAAUAUUCAAGACUUGAUGGCACAGAGUGCCACAUCCGUUACUGCCAAUCGCGAAAAUGAACCACUGCAUAGUUUAGAAAACUUCCAAAUUGAGCUUUUGGAAACUCCCAAAGAUCAGGUUGAGGCAGUAGUCAUGGUACAAAAAAAAGCGGAACGUAAAAUCGACCUUUUCUCGGAAGUUCAGGUGAAUCAGGUGGAAACUCAAGCACCUAUGAAGAGUAUUGGAGAAUUAGAGAAAAAAGAAGAAACUGCCGUUCCAACUUUAGAUCACACGUGUGCAUUACAAGAAACACAAAUCGUUGUGAACGAGAGUCUUGGCGACUUUGAGUCUAUUGAGAAAACGUCAGAAAGAGUCAACGUUUCUCAUUCUGUCUUGCAGAGUGUUACCCAAUCCAUCAACACAGUUCAUGAAUCAGAAAAUCCUCUCGAUAUCUCAGUGAAAGACAAAAAGUUUGCUGUUCCAGAAAUCGAUGAAGAGACUUCGGUCAAUAUCCAGCAAACUAUAGACUAUGAAAAAGAAGAAAAUAUGACUGACUUCGCCACCGUUGAUAAGCAAUUUGCUGAAGUAUCUGUUCCUUCGUAUAACAUGUCGGUAUCGGGAAAAAGUGUUGUUGAAGUUCAGGAAACUUUAGGCGAAUUCCAAGAAAAGGAACCAACGAAGAAAAUAAUUGAACCAACACAAGAUAAAUUCGAAAGCAUAAUCGUGACUGAACAACUUAUUCAAGAAACUGGAUCUGAAUUUCAUGCAGAUUCAACUCCUAGGAAAUAUCCUGAUGUUUCUCUGCAAACCGGUGAACAUAUGACAACAACAGAGGUUAUUUCGUCACAAAAGGAAGUAGGCCUCAUUGUGGAAGAAACUGAACAGAAACUGGCAGAAAAAACAAUAUCACCUCAAGUUGCAAUGCAAAUAUCACAAGCUGAUGUGAAAGAAACCUCAUCUUCCUUAGAAAUAGAAAAAUCAGAUAGUGUUCAACCAAUUUGUAGUCAAAUUACCUACGAGAAUGUAGUUGUUUCUGAAACCUUGACCAACGAGAAGGAGGAAAAGUUGAGUGAAGGAUGGAAACCGGAGACAAAAUCAGCCAAAAUCGAUUUGGGUGAUACGAAGGAAUCACUGAAUAUUUUAGAAGUCACCUCUCAUCAAUCUGAAAUCGAUCUAUAUGACUUCAAUCCAGCUAGUAAAAAAGCCGAGAUACUGAUAGAUGAACAGCCUUGUCUUCAGCAAACUGAAACUAAACCACUCGACUCGGUGCACGAUCUGAAUGAAGAAGGUGUGGAACAUAAAACCGCAGAAAUAUCUCAAAGCAAACAACAAAGUGUUCUUGUGACAGAACCAGUAUUUCAAGAGAAAGAACAAUCCUUCACCAAAGAUGAAAUCAUACCGAAAAAUAUUGCACCUACCUACACAGAGAAAGAUCAUAUAUCUGUCUCUGAGGUCUAUGUUAACCAGAGCGAGCAUGAGCUACUCAAAGGUGAAAUCACAACACCAAAGAAGGCCGAAACAAUUAUACUGAGUCAAGAAGCGAAAGAAAUUUCCGAGCAAACUGUACACCAUGCUGUUUCUGAUAUCAGUUCGGUUGAUCUUCAAACAACAAAAGCAACUGAAGAGCAUAUUCUUCUGUCAAAUAUAUCAAUUUCAGAAGUUAUUUUGAAUGAAAAAGAAGGAAUUAAAGGACCAGACUUCCUUCCACAAGGACAAUCUGCACAAAUAGGCUUAGAACAUCUUCAGAAGUCAGCUGUCGUAUCUGAAACCACUCCUCGAGAAUCAGAAGGGAUUUUGGACUGUGCAAAUGAGGAGGCGAAAGCUGAUUUGUCUCUUGUACAUAAAAAUAGUUUGAUGUUGAUGGAAAUAGAGUCCUACGAUACUACUGAUACCCUUAACGAAUCGAAACCUAUAAAUUUUGUGGCUUCUAUGAAUCAGGAUAAUCAGGAGAGUGUCAUAAUUACUCAAGCAACAACUGCAGAAAAAGAACUUGACCUGAUCGUUCCACUGGUUGAUCUUAAAUCAAGCAAUGUAUCAGUAUUACCAGAAGAACAUUUGAUAAUUACUGAAGUCAAAUCAUCACAGAAAGAAGAUACAUUGGAAAUAUCUAGAGCCAUAGAACAACGAGCUGAAAAAAAUAUCUCAACUCAGGAAGCUACUGAAAUUACAGAAAUCAGACCUGAAGAUAACUUGACAAAAUUACUACUGCAUGAAUCCGAAAGGAAACAGGCUCUCAGUGAGACCAUUCCUUACGAAUCACUUUCAAUACAAGAAGUUACAACUGAUGAGAGUACCGGAUCUGCUGUCCAAUUGCUAUCAGCUACUUCUCUGACUGCGAACACCAACCUCGAGUCUCCAAAAUCAACAUGUAUCACAGCUGAGGUGAAUGUAGAACAGAAAGAACAAUACUUCGAUAAAGCGGCCUCUGAUGAUAGGAAAGCAAAAAUAAAUGUACUAGAACAAAUAAGUUUAGAACAAACGAACUUCAGCGCAUUGGAUACUGCGAUGGAAUUACAAAGAACCGUUCCUGAAAAAGAAUCGGCCCUCUUGUCUCAAGAUGAGAUGAAUAGUUUAACAAUUACAGAUGUCAAGAGUGAGUUCGCUGAGAAACCCCUAAAGCAAGACGAUGUUACUUUUGAUCAAACCGCUACGGUUUCCUUGAUUCCAGAACGUCAUAUCUCAAUAACUGAAGUUAUAGCAGAUCAAAAAGAACGAGAAUUUCAAAUUUCCGAAAAACCGAAGACUACACAAGUUGAACAAAGCCAAGUACCUCAUGAAAAUAUAUCGAUAACUGAGGUGAUUUCUAGCGAAAGAGAAGUAAUCGAUGAAAACAUUUCGAUUCUUAAAUCUCAAAAAGCACAAAUGAGCCUUCAAAUGAAUGAAGGAACAUUGAAUGUAUCGAAGGUAGAAACUGAGGAAAAAGAAAGUGAUUUCACCUCAUCUCAACCUAUAAAGAAUGUAGCAGCUGAAACCUUUAUUGAAAAUACAGUUUCUUCCUGCAGUGAAACCAGUGCGUUAGAUACAUUGACACCGUUGAACCAACAGGUACCUAAGAAAGUAUAUAUAUCAGGUCAGCCAAUCUUCGCCGAAAGUAUAAUUGAAACUCGAGCAGAUGUUCAAGGUUCUACGAAGGAUAUUAGUUUAUCGGAAACACCUAAAGCUGAAGCGAUACUAAAUAUAAUAGAGCAGCAAAGUAUCACAAUAACAGAAGUUAAUACACAGGGCCAAGCAUCAGAUAAAGUAGAAGAAGUCAUAGCCAAAGAAACUACCUUUGAAAAAGAGAUAGAAAGUUUGCCGGUAGUCUUGAAAGAAGAAAACGUGUCCUUACUAUCCCAUCAAACAUUCAAGCCAGAUCAAAUUGGAUCCAAAACGGCUCAUAUAACCAUAACCGAGGAACAACAUGGUCUCAUUAUAACUGAUCAGAAAUCGACAGAGAAUAUAACAGACUUCACAUACGAUGAUGAGCAGAAGAAAAAGAAAAAUAUAAGUGUCUCCUUUGGGAAACAAACAAGUCUCAUAGUCACUGAGGUAGUUCCACAAGAAACUGAGGGUACAUUGGUAGAUCAAUCACAUGAUACAGUGAUAGUAAAUACCACACAAACUAAAGCUCAAACAAACACUGCUGAAAAAUAUACUCCAUCUAUCAAUUUUGACACUACAACUACAAAUGAAACACAUGAAAUUAUAACAACAUUCAAAAAAAUACCAGGGGAAAGUGAGCCCACAGCAACAACUAGAAAACGAACAAAAAAAGUUGAGAAUGAUUCUGACAUCAUAGUAGAUGAGAUUCUAGAUGAACACAAAGAUGAACGACAAACUACAGAAGUUUUAGUAGACAUCGAAGAAAUUGAGGGUGACUUCCCAUUAACAGAGAACACCAAUGGAAUUGUCGAAGAAGUCCAAGAUACAACCAAUAUAACAAAUGAAAAAUUUCCUGAAACUAUUGCCCCCACUUCUGUGAGUAUUGAAGAGAUAGAGUCACAUGCAGAGAUUUAUAUAGCCAAAGAACUACCGAAAGAGGUUACAGAACAACCAGAUGAAAAAGAAGUUUUAAAGAAAAAAAUUAUUCGGAAGAAGAUCAUUAAAAAACAGAAAGGUGACAAAGAGGAGAGGACGCAUAUCACAACGGUUGAAGAAGUUGGAAAAGAACCACAAAGUACAGUCACAGUUGAACUCGUUGAAGCUACUCCUGAAGAACCUGCAAUUGUCGAAAACUUGCCUGAAGAAGUCACAGAAACAAUUGACGACGAAGGUGUGAAACAUAAGAAAGUUAUAAAGAAAAAAAUAAUAAGAAGGACCAAAGGUGGAAAAACUGAAAACACGGAAGUGACAACAACAUUAGAAGAUGGAAAACAAAAAACAUCCGAGGUAACAACAUUUGAAAUCACUCAACCAGAAGACUUCACUCCCGAAUUAUUGGCCAGUACUGUUGUCGAAGAACUACCGGAAGAGGUUACGGUUACAGAACAACCAGAUGAAAAAGGAGUUAUAAGGAAAAAAGUUAUUCGGAAGAAGAUCAUUAAAAAACAGAAAGGUGACAAAGAGGAGAGGACGCAUAUCACAACGGUUGAAGAAGUUGGAAAAGAACCACAAAGUACAGUCACAGUUGAACUCGUUGAAGCUACUCCUGAAGAACCUGCAAUUGUCGAAAACUUGCCUGAAGAAGUCACAGAAACAAUUGACGACGAAGGUGUGAAACAUAAGAAAGUUAUAAAGAAAAAAAUAAUAAGAAGGACCAAAGGUGGAAAAACUGAAAACACGGAAGUGACAACAACAUUAGAAGAUGGAAAACAAAAAACAUCCGAGGUAACAACAUUUGAAAUCACUCAACCAGAAGACUUCACUCCCGAAUUAUUGACCAGUACUGUUGUCGAAGAACUACCGGAAGAGGUUACGGUUACAGAACAACCAGAUGAAAAAGGAGUUAUAAGGAAAAAAGUUAUUCGGAAGAAGAUCAUUAAAAAACAGAAAGGUGACAAAGAGGAGAGGACGCAUAUCACAACGGUUGAAGAAGUUGGAAAAGAACCACAAAGUACAGUCACAGUUGAACUCGUUGAAGCUACUCCUGAAGAACCUGCAAUUGUCGAAAACUUGCCUGAAGAAGUCACAGAAACAAUUGAUGACGAAGGUGUGAAACAUAAGAAAGUUAUAAAGAAAAAAAUAAUAAGAAGGACCAAAGGUGGAAAAACUGAAAACACGGAAGUGACAACAACAUUAGAAGAUGGAAAACAAAAAACAUCCGAGGUAACAACAUUUGAAAUCACUCAACCAGAAGACUUCACUCCUGAAUUAUUGACCAGUACUGUUGACGAAGAACUACCGGAAGAGGUUACGGUUACAGAACAACCAGAUGAAAAAGGAGUUAUAAGGAAAAAAGUUAUUCGGAAGAAGAUCAUUAAAAAACAGAAAGGUGACAAAGAGGAGAGGACGCAUAUCACAACGGUUGAAGAAGUUGGAAAAGAACCACAAAGUACAGUCACAGUUGAACUCGUUGAAGCUACUCCUGAAGAACCUGCAAUUGUCGAAAACUUGCCUGAAGAAGUCACAGAAACAAUUGACGACGAAGGUGUGAAACAUAAGAAAGUUAUAAAGAAAAAAAUAAUAAGAAGGACCAAAGGUGGAAAAACUGAAAACACGGAAGUGACAACAACAUUAGAAGAUGGAAAACAAAAAACAUCCGAGGUAACAACAUUUGAAAUCACUCAACCAGAAGACUUCACUCCCGAAUUAUUGACCAGUACUGUUGUCGAAGAACUACCGGAAGAGGUUACGGUUACAGAACAACCAGAUGAAAAAGGAGUUAUAAGGAAAAAAGUUAUUCGGAAGAAGAUCAUUAAAAAACAGAAAGGUGACAAAGAGGAGAGGACGCAUAUCACAACGGUUGAAGAAGUUGGAAAAGAACCACAAAGUACAGUCACAGUUGAACUCGUUGAAGCUACUCCUGAAGAACCUGCAAUUGUCGAAAACUUGCCUGAAGAAGUCACAGAAACAAUUGAUGACGAAGGUGUGAAACAUAAGAAAGUUAUAAAGAAAAAAAUAAUAAGAAGGACCAAAGGUGGAAAAACUGAAAACACGGAAGUGACAACAACAUUAGAAGAUGGAAAACAAAAAACAUCCGAGGUAACAACAUUUGAAAUCACUCAACCAGAAGACUUCACUCCUGAAUUAUUGACCAGUACUGUUGUCGAAGAACUACCAGAAGAAGUUACGGUUAUAGAACAACCAGAUGAAAAAGGAGUUAUAAAGAAAAAAGUUAUUCGGAAGAAGAUCAUCAAAAAACAGAAAGGUGACAAAGAGGAGAGGACGCAUAUCACAACGGUUGAAGAAGUUGGAAAAGAACCACAAAGUACAGUUACAGUUGAAAUCGUUGAAGCUACUCCUGAAGAACCUGCAAUUGUCGAAAACUUGCCUGAAGAAGUCACAGAAACAAUUGAUGACGAAGGUGUGAAACAUAAGAAAGUUAUAAAGAAAAAAAUAAUAAGAAGGACCAAAGGUGGAAAAACUGAAAACGCGGAAGUGACAACAACAUUAGAAGAUGGAAAACAAAAAACAUCCGAGGUAACAACAUUUGAAAUCACUCAACCAGAAGACUUCUCUCCCGAAUUAUUGACCAGUACUGUUGUCGAAGAACUACCGGAAGAGGUUAAGGUUACAGAACAACCAGAUGAAAAAGGAGUUAUAAGGAAAAAAGUUAUUCGGAAGAAGAUCAUUAAAAAACAGAAAGGUGACAAAGAGGAGAGGACGCAUAUCACAACGGUUGAAGAAGUUGGAAAAGAACCACAAAGUACAGUUACAGUUGAAAUCGUUGAAGCUACUCCUGAAGAACCUGCAAUUGUCGAAAACUUGCCUGAAGAAGUCACAGAAACAAUUGAUGACGAAGGUGUGAAACAUAAGAAAGUUAUAAAGAAAAGAAUAAUAAGAAGGACCAAAGGUGGAAAAACUGAAAACACGGAAGUGACAACAACAUUAGAAGAUGGAAAACAAAAAACAUCCGAGGUAACAACAUUUGAAAUCACUCAACCAGAAGACUUCACUCCCGAAUUAUUGACCAGUACUGUUGUCGAAGAACUACCGGAAGAGGUUACGGUUACAGAACAACCAGAUGAAAAAGGAGUUAUAAGGAAAAAAGUUAUUCGGAAGAAGAUCAUUAAAAAACAGAAAGGUGACAAAGAGGAGAGGACGCAUAUCACAACGGUUGAAGAAGUUGGAAAAGAACCACAAAGUACAGUUACAGUUGAACUCGUUGAAGCUACUCCUGAAGAACCUGCAAUUGUCGAAAACUUGCCUGAAGAAGUCACAGAAACAAUUGAUGACGAAGGUGUGAAACAUAAGAAAGUUAUAAAGAAAAAAAUAAUAAGAAGGACCAAAGGUGGAAAAACUGAAAACACGGAAGUGACAACAACAUUAGAAGAUGGAAAACAAAAAACAUCCGAGGUAACAACAUUUGAAAUCACUCAACCAGAAGACUCCACUCCCGAAUUAUUGACCAGUACUGUUGUCGAAGAACUACCGGAAGAGGUUACGGUUACAGAACAACCAGAUGAAAAAGGAGUUAUAAGGAAAAAAGUUAUUCGGAAGAAGAUCAUUAAAAAACAGAAAGGUGACAAAGAGGAGAGGACGCAUAUCACAACGGUUGAAGAAGUUGGAAAAGAACCACAAAGUACAGUCACAGUUGAACUCGUUGAAGCUACUCCUGAAGAACCUGCAAUUGUCGAAAACUUGCCUGAAGAAGUCACAGAAACAAUUGAUGACGAAGGUGUGAAACAUAAGAAAGUUAUAAAGAAAAAAAUAAUAAGAAGGACCAAAGGUGGAAAAACUGAAAACACAGAAGUGACAACAACAUUAGAAGAUGGAAAACAAAAAACGUCCGAGGUAACAACAUUUGAAAUCACACAACCAGAAGACUUCACUCCUGAAUUAUUGACCAGUACUGUUGUCGAAGAACUACCGGAAGAGGUUACGGUUACAGAACAACCAGAUGAAAAAGGAGUUAUAAGGAAAAAAGUUAUUCGGAAGAAGAUCAUUAAAAAACAGAAAGGUGACAAAGAGGAGAGGACGCAUAUCACAACGGUUGAAGAAGUUGGAAAAGAACCACAAAGUACAGUCACAGUUGAACUCGUUGAAGCUACUCCUGAAGAACCUGCAAUUGUCGAAAACUUGCCUGAAGAAGUCACAGAAACAAUUGAUGACGAAGGUGUGAAACAUAAGAAAGUUAUAAAGAAAAAAAUAAUAAGAAGGACCAAAGGUGGAAAAACUGAAAACACGGAAGUGACAACAACAUUAGAAGAUGGAAAACAAAAAACAUCCGAGGUAACAACAUUUGAAAUCACUCAACCAGAAGACUUCACUCCUGAAUUAUUGACCAGUACUGUUGUCGAAGAACUACCGGAAGAAGUUACGGUUACAGAACAACCAGAUGAAAAAGGAGUUAUAAGGAAAAAAGUUAUUCGGAAGAAGAUCAUCAAAAAACAGAAAGGUGACAAAGAGGAGAGGACGCAUAUCACAACGGUUGAAGAAGUUGGAAAAGAACCACAAAGUACAGUCACAGUUGAACUCGUUGAAGCUACUCCUGAAGAACCUGCAAUUGUCGAAAACUUGCCUGAAGAAGUCACAGAAACAAUUGAUGACGAAGGUGUGAAACAUAAGAAAGUUAUAAAGAAAAAAAUAAUAAGAAGGACCAAAGGUGGAAAAACUGAAAACACGGAAGUGACAACAACAUUAGAAGAUGAAAAACAAAAAACAUCCGAGGUAACAACAUUUGGAAUCACACAACCAGAAGACUUCACUCCUGAAUUAUUGACCAGUACUGUUGUCGAAGAACUACCGGAAGAGGUUACGGUUACAGAACAACCAGAUGAAAAAGGAGUUAUAAGGAAAAAAGUUAUUCGGAAGAAGAUCAUUAAAAAACAGAAAGGUGACAAAGAGGAGAGGACGCAUAUCACAACGGUUGAAGAAGUUGGAAAAGAACCACAAAGUACAGUCACAGUUGAACUCGUUGAAGCUACUCCUGAAGAACCUGCAAUUGUCGAAAACUUGCCUGAAGAAGUCACAGAAACAAUUGAUGACGAAGGUGUGAAACAUAAGAAAGUUAUAAAGAAAAAAAUAAUAAGAAGGACCAAAGGUGGAAAAACUGAAAACACGGAAGUGACAACAACAUUAGAAGAUGGAAAACAAAAAACAUCCGAGGUAACAACAUUUGAAAUCACUCAACCAGAAGACUUCACUCCUGAAUUAUUGACCAGUACUGUUGUCGAAGAACUACCGGAAGAAGUUACGGUUACAGAACAACCAGAUGAAAAGGGAGUUAUAAGGAAAAAAGUUAUUCGGAAGAAGAUCAUUAAAAAACAGAAAGGUGACAAAGAGGAGAGGACGCAUAUCACAACGGUUGAAGAAGUUGGAAAAGAACCACAAAGUACAGUCACAGUUGAACUCGUUGAAGCUACUCCUGAAGAACCUGCAAUUGUCGAAAACUUGCCUGAAGAAGUCACAGAAACAAUUGAUGACGAAGGUGUGAAACAUAAGAAAGUUAUAAAGAAAAAAAUAAUAAGAAGGACCAAAGGUGGAAAAACUGAAAACACGGAAGUGACAACAACAUUAGAAGAUGUAAAACAAAAAACAUCCGAGGUAACAACAUUUGAAAUCACUCAACCAGAAGACAUAUCAGCUGAAGACGUAGGGAACGAAAUAACAAAAUUGGAACAACCAGACAUUCAGAAAAUACAGAAGACCACAUCACAUACAUACAGGACUAAAGGUAAGAUAAACACAAAUGAAACACAUCCACUCGAAACUGAGCCAGUAAAAGACACAAUUCUUGAUAACACAACAAUCUUCAAUAUUUUAGAAACCGAUCAACACAAAAUUGAAAACAAGCUUCAAGAAUACACAGAUGCAGAAAAAUUGCUUGAUGGGGUAAAGAAAGACAAAAUACAUUCAAUAACAGUUGAAAAAAUUGGCAAAAAACCACAAAGUACAGUUACCAUGGAAGUUCUAGAAUUCACUCCUCAAGAACCUUCUAUUGUUGAGGAAUUACCUGAUGAAAUAACUGAAUCUGUUGAUGAGUCGGGUGUGAAACAUAAGAAAGUCAUCAGGAAAAAGAUAAUCAAGAAAAAGAAGGGUGAUAAAGUGGAAAAUACUGAAAUCACCACUUCAGUUGAAGAUGGAAAAGAACAAAUCGCUGAAAUCAAAACAUAUGAAAGUGCAACACCCGAAGAUUUUACACCUCAGUUACUCACAAGUAAAUUGAUUGAAGAAACCCCAGAAGAAGUGACUAUCACAGAAAUUCCUGAUGAAACGGGACAUAUCAAGAAGAAGGUUAUAAGAAAGAAAGUGAUCAAAACCCGAAAAGGGGAUAAGGAGGAGAAAAUGCACAUAACAACAGUUGAAGAAGUUGGCAAAGAACCACAAAGUACAGUUACCAUGGAAGUUCUAGAAUUCACUCCUCAAGAAUCUUCUAUUGUUGAGGAAUUACCUGAUGAAAUAACAGAAUCUGUUGAUGAGUCGGGUGUGAAACAUAAGAAAGUCAUUAAGAAAAAGAUAAUCAAGAAAAAGAAGGGUGGUAAAGUGGAAAACACUGAAAUCACCACUUCAGUUGAAGAUGGAAAAGAACAAAUCGCUGAAAUCAAAACAUAUGAAAGUGCAACACCCGAAGAUUUUACACCUCAGUUACUCACAAGUAAAUUGAUUGAAGAAACUCCAGAAGAAGUGACUAUCACAGAAAUUCCUGAUGAAACGGGACGUAUCAAGAAAAAGGUUAUAAGAAAGAAAGUGAUCAAAACCCGAAAGGGGGAUAAGGAGGAGAAAAUGCACAUAACAACAGUUGAAGAAGUUGGCAAAGAACCACAAAGUACAGUUACCAUGGAAGUUCUAGAAUUCACUCCUCAAGAACCUUCCAUUGUUGAGGAAUUACCUGAUGAAAUAACAGAAUCUGUUGAUGAGUCGGGUGUGAAACAUAAGAAAGUCAUUAAGAAAAAGAUAAUCAAGAAAAAGAAAGGCGAUAAAGUGGAAAAUACUGAAAUCACCACUUCAGUUGAAGAUGGAAAAGAACAAAUCGCUGAAAUCAAAACAUAUGAAAGUGCAACACCCGAAGAUUUUACACCUCAGUUACUCACAAGUAAAUUGAUUGAAGAAACUCCAGAAGAAGUGACUAUCACAGAAAUUCCUGAUGAAACGGGACAUAUCAAGAAAAAGGUUAUAAGAAAGAAAGUGAUCAAAACCCGAAAGGGGGAUAAGGAGGAGAAAAUGCACAUAACAACAGUUGAAGAAGUUGGCAAAGAACCACAAAGUACAGUUACCAUGGAAGUUCUAGAAUUCACUCCUCAAGAACCUUCCAUUGUUGAGGAAUUACCUGAUGAAAUAACAGAAUCUGUUGAUGAGUCGGGUGUGAAACAUAAGAAAGUCAUUAAGAAAAAGAUAAUCAAGAAAAAGAAGGGUGAUAAAGUGGAAAAUACUGAAAUCACCACUUCAGUUGAAGAUGGAAAAGAACAAAUCGCUGAAAUCAAAACAUAUGAAAGUGCAACACCCGAAGAUUUUACACCUCAGUUACUCACAAGUAAAUUGAUUGAAGAAACUCCAGAAGAAGUGACUAUCACAGAAAUUCCUGAUGAAACGGGACAUAUCAAAAAGAAGGUUAUAAGAAAGAAAGUGAUCAAAACCCCAAAGGGGGAUAAGGAGGAGAAAAUGCACAUAGCAACAGUUGAAGAAGUUGGCAAAGAACCACAAAGUACAGUUACCAUGGAAGUUCUAGAAUUCACUCCUCAAGAAUCUUCUAUUGUUGAGGAAUUACCUGAUGAAAUAAAAGAAUCUGUUGAUGAGUCGGGUGUGAAACAUAAGAAAGUCAUUAAGAAAAAGAUAAUCAAGAAAAAGAAGGGUGGUAAAGUGGAAAAUACUGAAAUCACCACUUCAGUUGAAGAUGGAAAAGAACAAAUCGCUGAAAUCAAAACAUAUGAAAGUGCAACACCCGAAGAUUUUACACCUCAGUUACUCACAAGUAAAUUGAUUGAAGAAACUCCAGAAGAAGUGACUAUCACAGAAAUUCCUGAUGAAACGGGACAUAUCAAAAAGAAGGUUAUAAGAAAGAAAGUGAUCAAAACCCCAAAGGGGGAUAAGGAGGAGAAAAUGCACAUAACAACAGUUGAAGAAGUUGGCAAAGAACCACAAAGUACAGUUACCAUGGAAGUUCUAGAAUUCACUCCUCAAGAAUCUUCUAUUGUUGAGGAAUUACCUGAUGAAAUAACAGAAUCUGUUGAUGAGUCGGGUGUGAAACAUAAGAAAGUCAUUAAGAAAAAGAUAAUCAAGAAAAAGAAGGGUGGUAAAGUGGAAAAUACUGAAAUCACCACUUCAGUUGAAGAUGGAAAAGAACAAAUCGCUGAAAUCAAAACAUAUGAAAGUGCAACACCCGAAGAUUUUACACCUCAGUUACUCACAAGUAAAUUGAUUGAAGAAACUCCAGAAGAAGUGACUAUCACAGAAAUUCCUGAUGAAACGGGACAUAUCAAGAAAAAAGUUAUAAGAAAGAAAGUGAUCAAAACCCGAAAGGGGGAUAAGGAGGAGAAACUGCACAUAACAACAGUUGAAGAAGUUGGCAAAGAACCACAAAGUACAGUUACCAUGGAAACUCUAGAAUUCACUCCUCAAGAACCUUCUAUUGUUGAGGAAUUACCUGAUGAAAUAACAGAAUCUGUUGAUGAGUCGGGUGUGAAACAUAAGAAAGUCAUUAAGAAAAAAAUAAUCAAGAAAAAGAAAGGCGAUAAAGUGGAAAAUACUGAAAUCACCACUUCAGUUGAAGAUGGAAAAGAACAAAUCGCUGAAAUCAAAACAUAUGAAAGUGCAACACCCGAAGAUUUUACACCUCAGUUACUCACAAGUAAAUUGAUUGAAGAAACUCCAGAAGAAGUGACUAUCACAGAAAUUCCUGAUGAAACGGGACAUAUCAAAAAGAAGGUUAUAAGAAAGAAAGUGAUCAAAACCCGAAAGGGGGAUAAGGAGGAGAAAAUGCACAUAACAACAGUUGAAGAAGUUGGCAAAGAACCACAAAGUACAGUUACCAUGGAAGUUCUAGAAUUCACUCCUCAAGAAUCUUCUAUUGUUGAGGAAUUACCUGAUGAAAUAACAGAAUCUGUUGAUGAGUCGGGUGUGAAACAUAAGAAAGUCAUUAAGAAAAAGAUAAUCAAGAAAAAGAAGGGUGGUAAAGUGGAAAAUACUGAAAUCACCACUUCAGUUGAAGAUGGAAAAGAACAAAUCGCUGAAAUCAAAACAUAUGAAAGUGCAACACCCGAAGAUUUUACACCUCAGUUACUCACAAGUAAAUUGAUUGAAGAAACUCCAGAAGAAGUGACUAUCACAGAAAUUCCUGAUGAAACGGGACAUAUCAAGAAAAAGGUUAUAAGAAAGAAAGUGAUCAAAACCCGAAAGGGGGAUAAGGAGGAGAAAAUGCACAUAACAACAGUUGAAGAAGUUGGCAAAGAACCACAAAGUACAGUUACCAUGGAAGUUCUAGAAUUCACUCCUCAAGAACCUUCCAUUGUUGAGGAAUUACCUGAUGAAAUAACAGAAUCUGUUGAUGAGUCGGGUGUGAAACAUAAGAAAGUCAUUAAGAAAAAGAUAAUCAAGAAAAAGAAAGGCGAUAAAGUGGAAAAUACUGAAAUCACCACUUCAGUUGAAGAUGGAAAAGAACAAAUCGCUGAAAUCAAAACAUAUGAAAGUGCAACACCCGAAGAUUUUACACCUCAGUUACUCACAAGUAAAUUGAUUGAAGAAACUCCAGAAGAAGUGACUAUCACAGAAAUUCCUGAUGAAACGGGACAUAUCAAGAAAAAAGUUAUAAGAAAGAAAGUGAUCAAAACCCGAAAGGGGGAUAAGGAGGAGAAACUGCACAUAACAACAGUUGAAGAAGUUGGCAAAGAACCACAAAGUACAGUUACCAUGGAAACUCUAGAAUUCACUCCUCAAGAACCUUCUAUUGUUGAGGAAUUACCUGAUGAAAUAACAGAAUCUGUUGAUGAGUCGGGUGUGAAACAUAAGAAAGUCAUUAAGAAAAAGAUAAUCAAGAAAAAGAAAGGCGAUAAAGUGGAAAAUACUGAAAUCACCACUUCAGUUGAAGAUGGAAAAGAACAAAUCGCUGAAAUCAAAACAUAUGAAAGUGCAACACCCGAAGAUUUUACACCUCAGUUACUCACAAGUAAAUUGAUUGAAGAAACCCCAGAAGAAGUGACUAUCACAGAAAUUCCUGAUGAAACGGGACAUAUCAAGAAAAAGGUUAUAAGAAAGAAAGUGAUCAAAACCCGAAAGGGCGAUAAGGAGGAGAAAAUGCACAUAACAACAGUUGAAGAAGUUGGCAAAGAACCACAAAGUACAGUUACCAUGGAAGUUCUAGAAUUCAUUCCUCAAGAACCUUCUAUUGUUGAGGAAUUACCUGAUGAAAUAACAGAAUCUGUUGAUGAGUCGGGUGUGAAACAUAAGAAAGUCAUUAAGAAAAAGAUAAUCAAGAAAAAGAAGGGUGAUAAAGUGGAAAAUACUGAAAUCACCACUUCAGUUGAAGAUGGAAAAGAACAAAUCGCUGAAAUCAAAACAUAUGAAAGUGCAACACCCGAAGAUUUUACACCUCAGUUACUCACAAGUAAAUUGAUUGAAGAAACUCCAGAAGAAGUGACUAUCACAGAAAUUCCUGAUGAAACGGGACAUAUCAAGAAAAAGGUUAUAAGAAAGAAAGUGAUCAAAACCCGAAAGGGGGAUAAGGAGGAGAAAAUGCACAUAACAACAGUUGAAGAAGUUGGCAAAGAACCACAAAGUGAAGUUACCAUGGAAACUCUAGAAUUCACUCCUCAAGAACCUUCUAUUGUUGAGGAAUUACCUGAUGAAAUAACAGAAUCUGUUGAUGAGUCGGGUGUGAAACAUAAGAAAGUUAUUAAGAAAAAAAUAAUCAAGAAAAAGAAGGGUGAUAAAGUGGAAAAUACUGAAAUCACCACUUCAGUUGAAGAUGGAAAAGAACAAAUCGCUGAAAUCAAAACAUAUGAAAGUGCAACACCCGAAGAUUUUACACCUCAGUUACUCACAAGUAAAUUGAUUGAAGAAACCCCAGAAGAAGUGACUAUCACAGAAAUUCCUGAUGAAACGGGACAUAUCAAGAAGAAGGUUAUAAGAAAGAAAGUGAUCAAAACCCGAAAAGGGGAUAAGGAGGAGAAAAUGCACAUAACAACAGUUGAAGAAGUUGGCAAAGAACCACAAAGUACAGUUACCAUGGAAGUUCUAGAAUUCACUCCUCGAGAACCUUCCAUUGUUGAGGAAUUACCUGAUGAAAUAACAGAAUCUGUUGAUGAGUCGGGUGUGAAACAUAAGAAAGUCAUUAAGAAAAAGAUAAUCAAGAAAAAGAAAGGCGAUAAAGUGGAAAAUACUGAAAUCACCACUUCAGUUGAAGAUGGAAAAGAACAAAUCGCUGAAAUCAAAACAUAUGAAAGUGCAACACCCGAAGAUUUUACACCUCAGUUACUCACAAGUAAAUUGAUUGAAGAAACUCCAGAAGAAGUGACUAUCACAGAAAUUCCUGAUGAAACGGGACAUAUCAAGAAAAAGGUUAUAAGAAAGAAAGUGAUCAAAACCCGAAAGGGGGAUAAGGAGGAGAAAAUGCACAUAACAACAGUUGAAGAAGUUGGCAAAGAACCACAAAGUACAGUUACCAUGGAAGUUCUAGAAUUCACUCCUCAAGAACCUUCUAUUGUUGAGGAAUUACCUGAUGAAAUAACAGAAUCUGUUGAUGAGUCGGGUGUGAAACAUAAGAAAGUCAUUAAGAAAAAGAUAAUCAAGAAAAAGAAGGGUAAUAAAGUGGAAAAUACUGAAAUCACCACUUCAGUUGAAAAUGGAAAAGAACAAAUCGCUGAAAUCAAAACAUAUGAAAGUGCAACACCCGAAGAUUUUACACCUCAGUUACUCACAAGUAAAUUGAUUGAAGAAACUCCAGAAGAAGUGACUAUUACAGAAAUUCCUGAUGAAACGGGACAUAUCAAGAAGAAGGUUAUAAGAAAAAAAGUGAUCAAAACCCGAGAAGGGGAUAAGGAGGAGAAAAUGCACAUAACAAAAGUUGAAGAAGUUGGCAAAGAACCACAAAGUACAGUUACCAUGGAAGUUCUAGAAUUCACUCCUCAAGAACCUUCCAUUGUUGAGGAAUUACCUGAUGAAAUAACAGAAUCUGUUGAUGAGUCGGGUGUGAAACAUAAGAAAGUCAUUAAGAAAAAGAUAAUCAAGAAAAAGAAAGGCGAUAAAGUGGAAAAUACUGAAAUCACCACUUCAGUUGAAGAUGGAAAAGAACAAAUCGCUGAAAUCAAAACAUAUGACAGUGCAACACCCGAAGAUUUUACACCUCAGUUACUCACAAGUAAAUUGAUUGAAGAAACUCCAGAAGAAGUGACUAUCACAGAAAUUCCUGAUGAAACGGGACAUAUCAAGAAAAAGGUUAUAAGAAAGAAAGUGAUCAAAACCCGAAAGGGGGAUAAGGAGGAGAAAAUGCACAUAACAACAGUUGAAGAAGUUGGCAAAGAACCACAAAGUACAGUUACCAUGGAAGUUCUAGAAUUCAUUCCUCAAGAACCUUCUAUUGUUGAGGAAUUACCUGAUGAAAUAACAGAAUCUGUUGAUGAGUCGGGUGUGAAACAUAAGAAAGUCAUUAAGAAAAAGGUAAUCAAGAAAAAGAAGGGUGAUAAAGUGGAAAAUACUGAAAUCACCACUUCAGUUGAAAAUGGAAAAGAACAAAUCGCUGAAAUCAAAACAUAUGAAAGUGCAACACCCGAAGAUUUUACACCUCAGUUACUCACAAGUAAAUUGAUUGAAGAAACUCCAGAAGAAGUGACUAUUACAGAAAUUCCUGAUGAAACGGGACAUAUCAAGAAGAAGGUUAUAAGAAAGAAAGUGAUCAAAACCCGAAAGGGGGAUAAGGAGGAGAAGAUGCACAUAACAAUAGUUGAAGAAGUUGGAAAAGAACCACAAAGUUCAGUUACCAUGGAAGUUCUAGAAUUCACUCCUCAAGAACCUUCUAUUGUUGAGGAAUUACCUGAUGAAAUAACAGAAUCUGUUGAUGAGUCGGGUGUGAAACAUAAGAAAGUCAUUAAGAAAAAGAUAAUCAAGAAAAAGAAGGGUGAUAAAGUGGAAAAUACUGAAAUCACCACUUCAGUUGAAGAUGGAAAAGAACAAAUCGCUGAAAUCAAAACAUAUGAAAGUGCAACACCCGAAGAUUUUACACCUCAGUUACUCACAAGUAAAUUGAUUGAAGAAACUCCAGAAGAAGUGACUAUCACAGAAAUUCCUGAUGAAACGGGACAUAUUAAGAAGAAGGUUAUAAGAAAGAAAGUGAUCAAAACCCGAAAGGGGGAUAAGGAGGAGAAGAUGCACAUAACAAUAGUUGAAGAAGUUGGAAAAGAACCACAAAGUUCAGUUACCAUGGAAGUUCUAGAAUUCACUCCUCAAGAACCUUCCAUUGUUGAGGAAUUACCUGAUGAAAUAACAGAAUCUGUUGAUGAGUCGGGUGUGAAACAUAAGAAAGUCAUUAAGAAAAAGAUAAUCAAGAAAAAGAAAGGCGAUAAAGUGGAAAAUACUGAAAUCACCACUUCAGUUGAAGAUGGAAAAGAACAAAUCGCUGAAAUCAAAUCAUAUGAAAGUGCAACACCCGAAGAUUUUACACCUCAGUUACUCACAAGUAAAUUGAUUGAAGAAACUCCAGAAGAAGUGACUAUCACAGAAAUUCCUGAUGAAACGGGACAUAUCAAGAAAAAGGUUAUAAGAAAGAAAGUGAUCAAAACCCGAAAGGGGGAUAAGGAGGAGAAAAUGCACAUAACAACAGUUGAAGAAGUUGGCAAAGAACCACAAAGUACAGUUACCAUGGAAGUUCUAGAAUUCACUCCUCAAGAACCUUCUAUUGUUGAGGAAUUACCUGAUGAAAUAACAGAAUCUGUUGAUGAGUCGGGUAUGAAACAUAAGAAAGUCAUUAAGAAAAAGAUAAUCAAGAAAAAGAAGGGUGAUAAAGUGGAAAAUACUGAAAUCACCACUUCAGUUGAAGAUGGAAAAGAACAAAUCGCUGAAAUCAAAACAUAUGAAAGUGCAACACCCGAAGAUUUUACACCUCAGUUACUCACAAGUAAAUUGAUUGAAGAAACUCCAGAAGAAGUGACUAUCACAGAAAUUCCUGAUGAAACGGGACAUAUUAAGAAGAAGGUUAUAAGAAAAAAAGUGAUCAAAACCCGAAAGGGGGAUAAGGAGGAGAAAAUGCACAUAACAACAGUUGAAGAAGUUGGCAAAGAACCACAAAGUACAGUUACCAUGGAAACUCUAGAAUUCACUCCUCAGGAACCUUCUAUUGUUGAGGAAUUACCUGAUGAAAUAACAGAAUCUGUUGAUGAGUCGGGUGUGAAACAUAAGAAAGUCAUUAAGAAAAAGAUAAUCAAGAAAAAGAAGGGUGAUAAAGUGGCAAAUACUGAAAUCACCUUUUCAGUUGAAGAUGGAAAAGAACAAAUCGCUGAAAUCAAAACAUAUGAAAGUGCAACACCCGAAGAUUUUACACCUCAGUUACUCACAAGUAAAUUGAUUGAAGAAACUCCAGAAGAAGUGACUAUCACAGAAAUUCCUGAUGAAACGGGACAUAUCAAGAAAAAGGUUAUAAGAAAGAAAGUGAUCAAAACCCGAAAGGGGGAUAAGGAGGAGAAAAUGCACAUAACAACAGUUGAAGAAGUUGGCAAAGAACCACAAAGUACAGUUACCAUGGAAGUUCUAGAAUUCAUUCCUCAAGAACCUUCUAUUGUUGAGGAAUUACCUGAUGAAAUAACAGAAUCUGUUGAUGAGUCGGGUGUGAAACAUAAGAAAGUCAUUAAGAAAAAGAUAAUCAAGAAAAAGAAGGGUGAUAAAGUGGAAAAUACUGAAAUCACCACUUCAGUUGAAGAUGGAAAAGAACAAAUCGCUGAAAUCAAAACAUAUGAAAGUGCAACACCCGAAGAUUUUACACCUCAGUUACUCACAAGUAAAUUGAUUGAAGAAACUCCAGAAGAAGUGACUAUCACAGAAAUUCCUGAUGAAACGGGACAUAUCAAGAAAAAGGUUAUAAGAAAGAAAGUGAUCAAAACCCGAAAGGGGGAUAAGGAGGAGAAAAUGCACAUAACAACAGUUGAAGAAGUUGGCAAAGAACCACAAAGUACAGUUACCAUGGAAGUUCUAGAAUUCACUCCUCAAGAACCUUCUAUUGUUGAGGAAUUACCUGAUGAAAUAACAGAAUCUGUUGAUGAGUUGGGUGUGAAACAUAAGAAAGUCAUUAAGAAAAAGAUAAUCAAGAAAAAGAAGGGUGAUAAAGUGGAAAAUACUGAAAUCACCACUUCAGUUGAAGAUGGAAAAGAACAAAUCGCUGAAAUCAAAACAUAUGAAAGUGCAACACCAGAAGAUUUCACACCUCAGUUACUCACAAGUAAAUUGAUUGAAGAAACUCCCGAAGAAGUGACUAUCACAGAAAUUCCUGAUGAAACCGGACAUAUCAAGAAGAAGGUUAUAAGAAAGAAAGUGAUCAAAACCCGAAAGGGGGAUAAGGAGGAGAAACUGCACAUAACAACAGUUGAAGAAGUUGGCAAAGAACCACAAAGUACAGUUACCAUGGAAACUCUAGAAUUCACUCCUCAAGAACCUUCUAUUGUUGAGGAAUUACCUGAUGAAAUAACAGAAUCUGUUGAUGAGUCGGGUGUGAAACAUAAGAAAGUCAUUAAGAAAAAGAUAAUCAAGAAAAAGAAGGGUGAUAAAGUGGAAAAUACUGAAAUCACCACUUCAGUUGAAGAUGGAAAAGAACAAAUCGCUGAAAUCAAAACAUAUGAAAGUGCAACACCAGAAGAUUUUACACCUCAGUUACUCACAAGUAAAUUGAUUGAAGAAACUCCCGAAGAAGUGACUAUCACAGAAAUUCCUGAUGAAACGGGACAUAUUAAGAAGAAGGUUAUAAGAAAGAAAGUGAUCAAAACCCGAAAGGGGGAUAAGGAGGAGAAGAUGCACAUAACAAUAGUUGAAGAAGUUGGAAAAGAACCACAAAGUUCAGUUACCAUGGAAGUUCUAGAAUUCACUCCUCAAGAACCUUCUAUUGUUGAGGAAUUACCUGAUGAAAUAACAGAAUCUGAUGAUGUGUCGAAAGUGAAACAUAGGAACUUGAUCAAGAAGAAAGUAGUCAAGAAAUCAGAUGAAUUAUCUAUGAAUACCGUAGAACCUAUGAUGGGUAAGGAUGGACAGCAAAUAGUAGAUUCAAUUUGUAGUGAAAAUAUAUUGGAAAACGGUGAGAAAGGAGGUUUUUUGCCUCUCAAGCAUUCAGAAGUCAGUUUCGAUUCUUUGCAUUCACCCAUUACACCAGAAACUACACAUACCAACUCCUCACUCGCAUCCACGAAUUCUACACUUCCACACAAACAAGACACUUUAGAAGACCUAGAAUCAGUUGAUACCAACCUUGCUCCUGAUGAAGUUGAGGCAAUAUCAAAUGAAGGGGAAGAAAAGAUUCUUUUUAUACCUACCCUCCAGAAUAAAGAUCAACCAAGCGAUUCAGCUGCAGUAGUCAAGAUGAUUGAAGUAGAAAUUCUUAAGAAAGCACUCUCACAUAAUCUUCCUGAUGAAAUCUCACCUGAAAGCCAACCCAGCGGUGAAACAAUUGUUGAGAAGGUCAAGGAUGAUCGAAAAGGAACCAAGAAAAAAACUUCCAAAAUUAAUAAGAAGUCCAGUAUAGAAAAAGCAAAAGAGGAGAUUCCAGCCACACCAAUGUCAACCGAUACAGAAUUUUCAUCUUCAAAAUUACCAGAAAAUGAUUCAGUUAUUCCUAGAGAAUCAAAACUGAGCCCAACUGAUGAAUUUUUGAUGAAAAAAGAAGAGACACAGCCUUCAGAAGAGUUGAAGCAAGAUAUUCCAAGUAUUAAAAAAGAAUCUCAGCCAAAACUGCAAAAAUCAAAAAUUGAAAUGAAGCAAACUGUGGUAGAGAAAAUGACCAUCUCAGAAGGACCAACAACUUUAGCAGGUAUAAAACUUAAGCCAUCUACUAAGAAAUUGAAAGAAGAUAAACCACAACCCAAAUUUCCGAAAAUUAUGCUCAAAAGUAGAAUUAGAUUUAAUGUUUUCCCACCACUCAACGAACAAUAUCAAAAGCCUAAUAUGCAUGAAUGUGAACCAGUAAUAAAAUUGAAUGGUAUUUUGUCGAGGAAUAUGAAAGAGGCUGAGAAAGUACCCAAAACGACACCCAGAAAAAUGAAAAAAAUAGACGAAGAAUUGAAGAAACUUGAGAAUUUGGAUAUGGAGUUCGAAGAUCUCAAAAAGAAUGAUUUAGAACAAGUUGAAGAUGUUUACAGGAAAACAGUCCCCGAAAAGAAGCCUAAAAAGAAAGGUUCGAUACCAGAAAUAUCUUUGGGUACUGGAAAGAAAACGGAACUAGAUGGUGUGGAGCCACUUGUACUGAAAGGUUUUUCAGUAGAACCACAAAAAGAUAAUAUAGAAUCAAUUUCAGAAAUGGAUUUAACUAUUAUCUAUUCGGAAGCUGUUGAAAUUUCUUUGAAAGAUAUUAGAUCAGAUUUAAGCUUGGAACCGACCUCUUUUGACAUACCAGAUAAUGAUUCAGAAAAUGAGAAAUCGAAGAAAAGGGAACAUAAACCAUUAUCGUCCACUGAAGAAAUAGAGGUAUAUUCUCCAUCGGAAACCGUCCAAUCAAAGGUAAUAGAAAUCGAUAGUGUUGAUCAGAAAACACCAGUUGAAAUUAUCGAGGCGCAAACGGAUUCAACCAAGAAAGGUAAGCUUAAGAAGAAACCGGAAAAAGGAGAUGAUCACAGUCUCAAGCCAAUUCAGAGACCUCAGAAGCAAGAUGAUUUACUCAUAAUCAAAGAAGAAUACGUCAUCAAAGAAAUAAAAUUAGCUAAGGAAAUAGUUAUACCGGAAAUUGAGGAAGAGUCUCAGUUGAUCACAGAACCUGAUAAACCAAAAAAGAAAACUACGAAAAAGAAAAGUGUUCCAAAAUCAGAUGAAAUUAAACCUUCUGAAAGUGUUAUUACUGAAACUGAUGACAAAAAAAUACUGAAAGAACACGAUAUUAUUCCUGAUGAAAAGAUAGACUCCAGAGCAGAAGAUUACAAACCAGAUGAGAGAGAUCAGACACCAAAAAGGAUAGAAGAAGAACCGUUGAAAGAAGAACUGAAAACGAAUGAAUCAAUUCUUUCAGCCACCGAAUUGAAAAAACCAGAAAAUGUCGAACUAGAUGCUAGUGAAACAGAAACAAUAGAAAAAGAACCUUUGAAAGAAAAAACUGAAAAGAAGAAAAAACCAAAAACAAAGGAGUCAAUGGAAAAGCCAGAAGAAACUAAAAUUGAACAGGUGCCAAUGAGAACUGCUGCCAAAGAAAACGAUACAACUGUUAUUGAAGACGACCGAAUGGAUAUUCUUGAAGAUGUUGAGAAAAAAGAAAUACCAAAAAAAGUUCCAGAAACAGAACAAAAAUCAAAAUCAGAUAAAAAGUUACCAAAGAUCUCCUCAAUCAAACCUGUUCGCCCAAUUAUUCCCCGUCUCAAGAGCCGAAUACGUUAUAUUGAAUUUCCACCAUCUUCCGAAGUAGAAAGAAAAUCAGUUAUCGAAUUUUUGGAACCACUUCUGAAGGAUGCUGGAAUCUUAUCGCGGACUAUGGAAGAAGCUAAUAAGAUUCCUAAAAAGAAGAAGAAGAAGCCAAAGAAAGAUGACUUCAUCGAUAAAUUAGAAGAAUUAGACAAAGAAAUGGAAACUUUGAAACAAAAAAAUAAACUUGAAGAAAUUAAUGAAGAAUACAGAAAGAAACCAGAAAAACCGGUAAAGCCGAAAAAGGAACUUCCAAAACCAAUUAGAAUCGAAUGGAAAUCUGUAUUACCUUCGAAGAUGACAAUAUCUGAAAUUACAGAGAAACCACUGAACUUAUCUGAUAUUAAACUAAAGAAAACAUCGACGGUGAAACCCAAAGAAGUGAAAAUGGUGAAAGCGCCAAAAGUUCUCUUGAAAAGUAGGAUACAGUACGUUACUUUCCCUCCAGAAACUGAGAUCAAAAAGUUCCCAUCAGUGAAACAAUUGCAACCUACAGAACCACAAAAUGGAGUUUUAUCGCAUAAUCACGAAGAAGCUAUGAAAAAACUGAAAAUGAAGAAGAGAAAACUAAAAGAUUCAGGUGAGCCAACAACUUCGCUAGAAGAACUUGAUUUUGAAAUGGAAGAACUGAAAAAGAAAGAAUUAGAAAAGGUUGAUGAAGAAUACCAUAAAUUCAGUAGAAAACCAAAAGAAAAUAAGAAUGAGGAAGUAACACCAGAAAUCAGUUUCAAAUUAGGUAAAGGAAAGGUUCCUCAAAAACCCGAAGAACCAGAAGAGAAUGUCACUUUGAAAAAGAUUUCUAAGACUACAGAAACUGCUUUAAGUAUCGAAGAAACUCUUCCUCGUCCUCAAAAAGUAAAGGAGGUUUCUUUACCGGAAAAAGUUCCUACCACUACAGAAAAACUUGCGCCUUUGGAUAUUAUUGAAUUUGACAGAACAGAACCAGAUUUAGAAAAAUAUAUUCCAGAAAAACCAGAAUCUCCCGAAGAAAAAACUCCGGAAGAGAUUGGUUCAAAAUAUAACCGCAAACCAAAGAAGAAACCAUCUCCGGAAGUCGUUUCAAUACCUCUUGAAAAGGGAACUCCAAAAGUUCCUGAUACUUUCGAAGAUCAAGAUGUUACAUUUAGAAUCCCAUCAAAGAGUAUCCCAGAAGAAGAACCUUCUGAAAUCACUCUGAAACCAUUCAAAAAAUCCAAAGACGAUGAUAAAAGUACAUUCACUCAAAUAGAAAUCGAAAAACCACAGCCAACCACAGUACAGGAAAUUAAGGAACCUGCAAAUAUAGAUUUACAAAUUGAAAAAUUGGAAACUGAGGAAAUCAAAAAGAAGUUGAAGAAAAAGAAGCCAAAACCAAAAGAACAUGAAAUUGAAGAUGAACUGUUACCAGUUGAUGAGGAUUCGCAGAAAAAAUUACCCACAAUUGAACAAUCACCAGAACCAAAAGAAAUUCCUGCAAAAAUAAUCCAGGAAUCUAAUUUAGAAGAACCCAUUUCUGAAGAAAUCACCAUAACUAAAAUAUCGAAGAAGAUGAAGCCUACUGUAGAAGAUGAGGAAAUUUCCACAGAAUUCGUUCUACAAAAACCUAGAGAUGAUAAAAAGGAACCUGUUUCUGAAGAAGUGGAAACGAUCAUAACAAAAAAGAAGAAGCGACCAAAAACUACAGAUGACGCACAGGCAGAACUUCUAGUUAAAAAAAUUGUUCCAGAGGAGAAACAGGCAAUAACAACUGAAAUAAAGGAGCCAGAGCAGGAGAAAAUACCUUCAGAUACUGAACCUGCAGAAACUAUUACUGAAGAAUUAGAAACUACAGUAAUAAGAAAGAAGAAAAAACCAGAACCUGUCGAUGAUUCAUUAGAAGAAUUUGAAGGCAAGAAAAUCGUACCAGAAGAAACAGAGCUGAUAGAUCUCGAAACUACUAUAAAGAAGCCAAAAAAGAAAGUUGAUACUGAAAUUGAAGAAACAAGCGAGGAGAUUACAUUAACAAAAAAAUACAAAAAGAAGCCUGUUCAGGAAGAAAAUGAAGAUUCCACAGAGUUUGUUUUGCGAAAACCACAAGAUAAUAAAGAAGAAUCUAUCACUGACGAAGUUGUGACGACGGUAACAAGAAAAAAGAAAAAACCAAAAACUGUUGAUGAAGCUCAAGCUGAGCUACAUAUAAAAAAGACCAUUCCAGUUGAAGAAGACACAGUUCUUGAAACAACUGUAGAAGAGCCUUCUGAUGUUACAGUCGUUCCAGAAGAGAUAGAAGAAACCACUAUAAAAAAAACAAGAAGAAAGCCAUCAGAUGAAAAACCUGAAGAAAUUACUGAGAAGGUCACAAUUACUAAGAAAUUGAAAAAGAAGAUACCUACUCCAGAAACAGACGAAGUUUCUGCAGAGUUUGUAUUACAGAAACCUCGUGAUGAAAACAAAGAAACGGUUACUGAAGAUGUUGAGACAACGAUAAGAAGAAAAAAGAAAAAACCAAAAAUUACUGAUGAAGCUCAGGCAGAAUUGCUUAUAAAAAGAAUGGUUUCAGAGGAAACGGAAGAUAUAGUUCCCGAAGUUACUAUGGAAAAGGAAAAAAGAAGACCUUCAGAUGAGGAUACACAGGAAAUUACAAUCACUAAAAAGCCACAAGAACAUAUACCAGGGCCUAAAGAUGACGAACUUGUCUCAAAAUUCGUCUUGAAAAAACCUCAAAAUGAAGAGGAGGAAUCUAUUACUGAAGAAGUAGAGACAACGAUAACUAGAAAAAAGAAGCCAAAAUCUCCUGAUGAUUCAGAAGCAGAAAUGUACAUGAAGAAAGAAGAAAUAGAAGAAAGUACUAUCAAAAAACCAAGAAGAAAGCCAUCAGUUGAAAAACCUGAAGAAAUUAAUGAGGAGGUCACAGUAACUAAGAAAUCGAAAAAGAAGAUACCUACUCCAGAAUCAGAGGAAGUUGCUGCAGAGUUUGUUUUACAGAAACCUCGUGAUGAAAACAAAGAAACUGUUACUGAAGAAGUUGAGACGACGAUAAAAAGAAAGAAUAAAAAACCUAAAACUACCGAUGAAGCACAAGCUGAACUCCACAUUGAAAGAAGAAUAUCAGUGGAAGAAGAAGGAUCACCAAUUGAAGAAAGAGAGGAAGAAGAAAUUGAGGUGACAGUAGAAAAGAGACAGCCUGAUGUAGAAGUGCAAGAAUUUACCAUAAAAAAGAAACCACAGCGUAAACCAUCUAUAGAAGAGCACUCUGAGGAAAUAACAAUAAGGAAAUUGAGGAAACCCAGAAAACCAUCCAAACCAGAUAUACCAGAAUUCACUGAUGUUACUGAUGUCACAUUCAGACCGAAAAUGACUAAAACUAAAGAAGAUGUUGAUCAAGAAUUCAAAAUAUCCUUAGAUUCUUACGCCGAAGAAGAGAUUUCGAUGUCAGGCAAAAUAAGACUUACGAAGAAAAGACCUUCGACUUACUCUGAGGAAACGGGACAAGAAACUAUUCGUAUUUUCCAAGAAGUAGAAGAUGAAGGUCCGGUAAUCGAAGAAAUUAUCGAUGAAGGUAGUGAUGCCGAAGAAUUACCAUAUGAUGAAGAGAGUCCUGAAAAUUUCCAUGUUCCCUUGAAGAAAAAUAUUCCAAGGAAAUAUUCCGUAUUCGAAGAAGAUGAGGAGUCUGUAUCAUUAGGUUUGAAGAAGAAAACUGUGAGUAAAGAUUACGAGGCAGAAUCCAUAACCCUCAAAUCUAAGAAAAAGCCAAAAUCAACCUAUGAUCAAGAAGCUGCAACUUUGAGUAUUACUAGGGAAACCGAAAUUGAUGAAGAACCGGAAGUAGAAGUUGUCGAGGAAAUUGUCUAUAGCAUACGUCCUUAUAAUGCUGAGAAUGAAUCUUCUAUUGAUUUAGUAGAAGGAGAAAAAGUAUAUGUAAUCGAAACACAUGAUUCUGAUUGGUUGCUCGUGAAAAAAUUGUUCACUAAUGAAAAAGGAUGGGUCCCCUCCAAUAUCUUGAUGGAUGAGAAUAAUUACCGGAUAUACAUUCAGAAGACUCUCAAUGAAAAAAUCGAUGAAUUACCAGUGUUUGAACAACCAACAGAUAAGAAGAAAUCAGUGGCGCCUCGAUUCAUAGAGAGAUUGAAACCCACCGUGGCCAAAGAUGGCGAUACGGUACAAUUCGUGUGCCAAGUUGAAGGAACACCCCGACCACAAAUCACAUGGUUCCGCCAAACCGCUAUCAUAAAGCACUCGGAGGACUUCCAGAUAUACUACAGCGAAGAAAACGUGGCCACUUUGAUUAUCAAGGAAGUUUUCCCGGAAGACGCAGGAUCAUUCACCUGUGUUGCCAAGAACUCUGCUGGUUCCGCGUCCACCACAACAGAACUGAUCGUUCAACACACCACUUCGGAGCACGAUCACACUUACGUAUCAAGAAAGAGCAUGUCCAAGGAGUCUUCCUUGGCAGACAUACUAGAAGGCAUUCCGCCGACAUUCUUCCACAAACCCAAAACUCACUGUGUACCAGAAUAUUCGGAUGUAGAAAUCGAGUGUGGAAUGAUCGCCCUACCAGAACCACAUAUCUUCUGGUACCGCAAAGGUCGCAUUCUCAAUAGCGGAGAUAAUGUCACAAUCACCACAAGGUCCAAAGGUUCACAGUUCUACUCGACAUUGAAGAUCAAGAACAUUGAAAAAAUCCAAGAAGGAGAUUAUGAAAUAGUUGCUCGAAACAGUGAAGGAGAAAGUAGAAUCUGCUGUCCUAUCAAUGUUAUUUCGGAAGGCAAACAAGCCCCUCAAAUCGUGGAACCACUCGUUUCGAAAACCAUCCGUAAGAAAGAACCCAUAACGCUGAGGGCGGUUAUUACAGGAAAUCCUACUCCGGUUGUUGAAUGGUUCAAAAAUGAGGAACCUGUGGAACCUUCAUUGAUAGAAAAAGAUGAACACACCUACACGUACACGAUAAAGAAGGCUACACCUAACGACGCUGCUGAAUAUACUGUCAGAGCGUCUAAUUCUAGCGGUUCUGCUGAAACUAAGGCUCACCUUAGUGUUGAGGAGUACACUGUUAACGAGGUGCCAAUGUUCAUCGAACGCUUCGAAGAAUCAACAGUACCAGUGAACGGUACCAUCCGUCUGACUGCUAGAGUAACCGGAAAUCCUGUUCCAGAGGUAAUAUGGUUCAAAAAUAAUGCGCCUCUCGAACCAAACGAAAGGAUUCAGAUAAGCUACGAUGGAGAGAACAUCGAACUGACGAUUAGCAAAGCCAAUUCAGAAAUAGAUUCUGGCGAUUACAAAUGCGUGGCUCAGAAUAAGGUAGGCAAGGCCUCACAUGGUGCCAAGGUCACCGUCGAGGUUGACGAAGUGAAAUUCACCAAGAAACUCGAAAAAUCGUACCAGAGCGUCGAAAGAGAGACCUUGCAGCUCAUCUGCGAAACAUCCCACAAGGUCUCGACGAAAUGGUACUUCAACAACAAGGAGAUAAGCGGAAUGGACUAUCGCACCGUUGUGGAAGAAGGCAAGACGCAUAAAUUGAUAAUCAAGAAUAUCACAGAGAAAGACAAGGGACACUACAAAUGCUCUGUCAAGAAUGUGUCUACGGAGACGGUUGUCACUGUAAUUCCUACAAAACCGGAGUUUGUCAGGCGGCUGCAGGACCUCGAAAUACCAGAACGAGAAAUGGCAAUCCUGGAAGUAGAGAUCUCUUCCGACACUGCAGAUGUCAUCUGGGUGAAAGACGGAUCUGCCAUCACGGAAAGUGAAGACGUGGAACUAGUAAAAGAAGGUGGUUUGAGGAAACUUCUGAUCCGCAGUACCUCUAUUCAUGAUGAAGGCGAAUAUACCUGCGUUUUAGAAGAUGAUGAGUGCAAAGCUGAAGUGAACGUUAUCGAAUUGCCUCCAGAAAUCAUUACUCCCCUCCAAGACAAGUCCGUUAAUAAAGGAGAUAAAACUGUGUUCGAAAUAGAGCUCUCUAAGGGAGAUGCCUUGGCCAAAUGGUUCAAGGAUGAAGUCGAAAUUCAAUUUUCGGAACAUAUCCAGUUAUCGAUUGACGGAAAGAAACAGAAAUUGAAAAUCUACAAUUCGGAAAUGACGGAUGCUGGUGUUUACACCUGUGAGGUCGGUCUUCAAAAAUCUUCUGCCAAACUUACUGUUAACGAAGGACUAUUCCAUUUCAAGAGACCACUCCCACCAGUGACAUUAAUAGAAGAAAACUCAGAUGUCGAAUUCUGGGUUGAGCUUUCACAAACUGACAUUGAAGUGGAAUGGUACAAAAACACCAAAAAGAUAGUCAAUUCGAGCAAAUAUAAAAUCAGCUCGGAUAAAACCAUAAGGAGAUUGGUUAUGAAGAAAACCACCAUCGAAGAUGAAACGGAAUACUCCUGCCGUGCUACGUUCAGAUCAGAAACGAUAACCACCUCGACGCAACUGAAGAUUGGAGGAAUACCAUCACCACCAAGAGGACCCCUUCAAGUAUCUGGAAUGUCUGCCAAUUCUUUCACCAUCCAUUGGGAACCAUCAGAACACGAUGGACAUUCUCCCAUUAUAGAAUACAUAGUUGAAAUGAAAGAUGUUCAGACCCAGAAGGAAUUCAAGAAGAUUGGGGCCACAAAAGGAGAUGUCACGACUAUUCCUGUCAACUAUCUGGAGAAAGAUCAUGGUUAUAGGUUCAGGAUAACAGCAAGAAAUAGUAUUGGUACUAGUGAACCGUACCUUCCAGAAGAAAGUAUUGUUGCUGGAUCAAGAAUAACUCCUCCAUCUCCUCCAAUAAAUCUUACUAUGAAAGACGUGACCAGUCGUAGUGCCACUCUUCAUUGGGGACCACCUGAAAACAAUGGAGGUACCGAAAUUACAGGUUAUGUCGUUGAGAGGAAAUUGGAGUUCAUGCCAAAAUGGGAGAAGGUCUUCACUUUGGAAGCCUUCACACUCCAAUACACUUUCGAAAACCUCAAGGAGAAGAGCGACUAUAGAUUCAGAGUAUUUGCAGAGAAUGCUAUUGGUUUGAGUUUACCUGCUAUAACAGAAACUGUACAUCUCAAGACACACGCAACUGUUCCUUCACCACCAACGGCCCCAUUGGAAAUAAGAACAAUUGGUCCAAAUGCAAUAGUGAUCGAAUGGGGUUUGCCAGAAUCUGAUGGUGGUUCCCCAUUGCUGGGCUACAAAAUUGCUAUUAAAGACACCAAGAAAACAAUGUGGAUGGAAAUUGGUAGAGUGAAUAAGGGUGUUCUCAAAUUCACCAUCAGAGAUCUACAAGAAGGACAUGACUAUCUGAUAAGAAUAUUUGCAAGGAACGAAAUAGGGCUUAGUGACCCGCUAGAAUCAGAUGAACCAUUCAAAGUCCUUCCUUCCGGUGAAACUGACCAGGAGGACUUCAGGGAAGUAACAGACAGAGAACCGACAUCCUACAGUACAGAAACUACAACCUCGUGGCUGAGAGAAAACAACAUGGACGCAGACAUUUACACUUACGCCAGAGGAAAACUUUUACAGCGCGAUGAAUACUUCUUCCGUAUUUGGUGUUAUGCAAAACAAUUGUUCAAAUGAAGGGAAUAAUAAGAAUAAGGUAAAACGCUGUAUAUAAUCAUUAUGUUAAUAUUUAAAUAUACUUAUCGAUUUGUUAUAAUUUUUAUACAUCUAUUUGAUUGACCAAUUGAAAGAGUCAAAGUGAUAAAAUCUUUAUUCUUGAUUAAUUCUAGUCCCCAAGUUUGUUUGAUACCUACUGUGAUAUGUUAUAUCAAAUAAUGAACUUGAAAUGUACAUGAGUGUAAUAUUGAUACUCAUGACCUAUAUCCUAAACUGGAAACGUAUCUAAUAUUUGUUUUAUAAUUACAUUACUUGUACUUACACUUUGAAUUUAGUACUAGAAACUUAUUUGUAUAUCAAAAACUUUCAUAUCCCUUGAACAUUAUGACAGAGUAUUGAUUUAAGAGGUUGCGUAUCAAAUGAGAGAAAAUAUAGGUGCAAAAUAAUAACUGAAUUGAAUUUAUUCAACCACUUAAUCAAUACAUUACCUACUUAUACAUGUUUGCAUUAAGACUAAAUAAAGAUACAUAGAAAUGAUA